AUGAAAUCGAUUCCUAAUAGCGGAUUUCUCUGCAUCUAGGGUUCUGGCUUUAAUCGGCCUAACGCCUGCUUUCGAUGGCAAUCAAGGAUUGAUUUAUGAAGGGUAAUCCUUAGCUUACAUAGCUGUAGAUUGGUCCAUUCCCGUAAGGGUUCUCCCUUAUCUUUCUUCUUCCCUAGGCCCCAGAACCCCCGCUUCCAUAGGAGUUGUAACUGGAUUCUAUUAAUAUGAAGCAAUCUCCUUGGCUUAUUGCUGGAGAUUUUCACUCUGUCAUUCAUUGUGAUGACAGGUUUCAUGGUGCCCCUGUUACAAAUCAUGAGACACAGGACUUUGUGGAGUGCUUGUCUGGCUUACAUCUGGCUGAACUCAAGAGUAUUGGCUGUUUUUCUUUCUGGACAAAUAAAGGUACAGGUGAGAGUAGAAUAGCUAGCAGGAUUGAUAGGGGGAUUGGGAAUAGUCAAUGGAUGUUAAGGUAUCCUCAUGUAAGUAAAUGGAAGGCUUACUAACAUGAUUCCAAGUCUGGGAAACAUAUCUACUAACAGCAGUAAUAGUUGGAGUUUGCCCAAUAACAUAGAAUACCAUAGCAAAUUUCCAUUUAGAAGCACCUUUCUUGGAGUUGAGCUAUUGACUUACCUUCCUCUGGAGGCAGGGAGCAACAAAUGAAAAAGAGGUCAAAUUAUCUCUCUCUGGCGUAGGUUUAGGUGAAUUGCUAUCCAUUGAUGGGGAGGAAUAAGAAGCCGCAAGCUAAUGCUAGUACCUCGAAAGGUCGGGCUAUUACUUCGGAUGUUCGUGGACAAUCUGCGGAGGAUGCUCUUGCAGAGCUUGAUGGUGAUGUGACUCUAGUUCAACCACCUGCGUCCUUAGUUCACCCGUCAGCUGGGCCGAUCUCUGCCCGGAUGCAACGAGUGAUAAUGGAUAUGAACACUGCUUUGGGUCUCUCUGGCGCUGUUGCUAGUACUUCGAAGCCUACCAAUGGAACAGUCACUUCUACCCAGAUCUCGCAGCAGCCAACAUUUCCUCCUGGUAAUGUUUCUCGUCGCCUGGAUUUGGGGAAGGAUGUGCAGCUAGAGUGUUCGUCUCAACGUGGUGAACCAGUGGCUGCUGAUUGGAUUGGUCUCAGGUUGCUAAAGGCCCGUUACUUGCUGCACAGGGUGUUGCUCUGAACUUUGUUGCCCCUGUUCUGAGGGAUGGCAAUAAGAUUGCGCGACUUCCUAAGUCAGAACUCGCUGAAUGGUCUGAGAAAUGGGCGUCUGGAUGCAGAAGUCUUCUCUCUUGGAGGUGGAUUAUUUGCUUUCUGGAGUAUCUGAUCACUCGUGUUAUGGGUAAAAAUACCCAUGACACGUGGACCAAUGGCGUUACGACAUAUGGCAAGGCAAGAAGCUCCAAUAAGACCAGUGAGAUGCUGACACGUGGCAGCACAUUGUUGGUUGGAUGAAAAUGGAUGGAUGAAGGAAUACAAGCCCAUCAACCCAACAGGUGCAACGCACGGAUUUGCGACACUUGGCACGAUCCUGAAGCCAGCUCAAUCAUGAGCACAUAUCCCAAAAGCCUAUAAAUAGGCCUCAUUUACUCUCAUUUGGGGGCAGAAUUUCACAUACAAUAGAAGCUAGAUUUCUCUCUCUAGAUUCCUUCAGUUGUGGAGUAUUCUUGAAAUAGAAAGGAAUAUUCUUAUUAGUAUUACAAGUUUUGUAGCAUUGUAUUUUAGCCUUCCUAAUUAAUAAUAUAAAUCCAUUUUACCCCGAAACAUUUGGCGCCGUCUGUGGGGAAGGCACUAUACAAUGGCAGCACACGUCCCAUAUGGAGAGAAGAUACUUCAUAGGGCCUCUACUGCGCCUCUGAUGAGGCAGAAGAUGAGACCCCCUCCCUAGAGGAGGACAGGCCACCCAGGCGGGAGAUUCUCAAAAGGAAGCUCAGGCUGCUGCCCUGCCCCCUCUCCUGACCAAGGCCCAACUCAAGGAUUUCAUGUCUGAAUUCAGGCAGUCUCUGGUCUCCCAGGUGAAGGUAGUUUGGUAAAACUCCACCCCUACUCACAAGGGACAGGGUCAGACCAAGCGAGGAUGGGGCAGCCAAGAAGGCAAGCCUCAAGAGCCCCAAGAAGAAGUCUGCUAAAGCAACAAAGAAGUCACCUACGAUAGAUUGACUGAGAAAACCAAGUCUAACACCGUACUUAUAGUGCCACGAAGGGAGGUUUCCCAGACCUUUUUGGAUGCUAGGGAGUAUCUAAGGGCCAAGAGGCAAGAGAGAGAGCGCAUUGAGUUGUCUGAUACAGCCUCUACUCCUGUCAUGACAGACCCUACCGUCAAUCAGAGCUCUCAUCAUCAGACUCAUCAUUCUGGCCAGUACCGCACACCUACUCCAAAGGUGAAGCAACAGCCCCAUUGCAUGGAAGAGAUCGGACCUCAGCAGCUUCCACUUCAGCAGCGUGAAGGUGUUCCCCCUUUCCAACAGUUGAACAAUCAGCUUGCAAGGAUGAAUGUGGGAUGGAAAUCACCCUUCUCCUUGGCCAUCCUAACCUCCCCUACAUAAAAGCAUAGGUAAUAUAUAUUAAGACACUUAAGGUAAUUGCUGCUUCAUAGCGUUGAUAGAAGCCUAAGUCACUUUGGGCUCACAUUGACUAUUUCAAGCAUAGGGAUUGCUGGACUGCUCCUGUUCCCAAGAAAUGCUCUUGGGUCUUUUUUUUACAUGAUGCUGGUUAUUUCCUGGUUCAUUUUGCUAGUACUGAUGAUAGGGCUGAGGUCUUUCUUAUAUGGAGGCCCUCAUUCAUUUAACAGUAAACCUAUAAUUGUGAAACAAUGGACUCCGGAUUUUUCUUUUAACAAGGAGGUUUUAAGGGUGAUUCCAAUCUGGGUGCGCUUUCCUAGUCUCCCUCUCAAUUGUUGGACACCUGAUUCUUUGAGUAGAAUUGGGAGUGUUUUGGUAGUCCCUUUGUUCUAAGAUGAGUGUACCACCAAGCAGAUGAGAGUCUCCUUUGCCAGGAUACUUAUGAAACUGGAUGUCACUCAGUCCCCUAUAAUCUAAAGAAAGCUGGAGACUUGUCCAUUAAGCGCCUCCAAAUAGGGUCUUUCAUCCGACGACGUAGAAGCAGUUCUUUCUCCCUCAUAGAGGAAAUAAGUAAGGUGGUAUGUGGUGGUAUACUCUAUUUAUCCGCUUAUUGGAACUCUGUCUAAUGACCUAUGCAUUUUGUUAUCAUUUCCAGAUUGACCUUCACUUCUCUAUUUACUAUCCCCUGAAUUGCUCUUCCCUCCAGUAGAUAUUUUUGGUCUUAGCCAGCCUUUUACAGAUAGAUCUUGCUAGCCGAGGAUGUUCCAAGACCCUCUGCCACUGAAUGAGAUAAACUCUAAGGAGUAUAUCAAAUAAACUAUUCAUCGUUUGGUUGAAGAAACCUUGGAUAGGACCUGCCUGGUUCCGCACCUCUGGAGGUUUUCAAAGUAGCGGACUUAGCAGUCCCUACCCGAGUCAAGCUUCAUCCUUGCCACCUUUCUUGAAGACCUUCCAACACGAUGACCUCAGCUUCAUGGUUGUAGCUGGUAGACCCGGACUAAGUUAUAAAUAUUCCCGGAAGGGAAAAGGCAUAGAAAGCAUGCGGCUAAACUAUCAACGAUAGUUGGCUACACCUACAUCGGAUGAGGUAUUUGAUGAAUCAAUUUCACAACGGGGGCGCAUCAACCUUCUUGGUGGAAAACCACGUCCUAUUCCUAUUGACGAGCUCCAAUAGACUGAUUUUAUUCGGGAUUCAAGAGUCACUCAAUCUAUCCAUGGAGAAUCGACGACCUCAAUGGAAGAAGUCGUUUUGGCAAAAUAUGUUACGGCCGCUAACACUUAUGUUUAAGCUGGACGUCAUCCUAUAGGCCUUCAAGAGAACAGUAGGGCAGAGUGUGGCAGUAGAAUGGGCGGUGUUGCUCUUUAUAGACAGCUUUUAGGAAGCCGCUCUCGGCCUUAUAGGGCGCCCUUCUUUAGCUAGUUCGACCUCUGGAGACAUAUUUGCGUAAGAGAACACAGGCAUGAAUGGUGGAAGACGAAUGGGACAGUUUAGCGGCGGGUUUAGACGGGGGCGUAGAGGAUCAAUUCUUUGUUGGUGAUUCGUCCCCUGUUCAUCUCCUAUACUUGAUCUUAUAGAUCUAAUUCCCUUCAAGUGAAUAUUAUCGUAAGUGAUCACAGAAAGUCGAAGGGCGGUUCAAGUAGUGAAUGGCUUAGUCUCGCUUUUCCUUAUCUGGGCACACUUCGAUCUAUAACUUCAUAUCAUGUACAAUGUACAGGUGCUCCAGCAAAGGAUAACGCCAGCAUCGGUGCAAUUACUCAUAUUUUGGUUUAAAUAACCAGGCUGCAACAAAGUCAGUUUGAAGGAAAAUUGAGCCCCCGGUUAGAGCGCUUUACCUAUCAUUUCUUAGAAGAGGGUCCGAAGGAGGCUCAAUCUUUCACUAUUCAGGAGUAAGGGAAAUCAAAUGCGAUCUAAGCAAGACGCCCUGGAAUUCCAUUCUGUAGGGAAGGAGGACCUAUUGAAUAAGUCUCCAAUCAAUCGUAGGCGGGUGAGCGAAUUUCUUUCUUUUUUGACUUUAGCCGAUCUGAUUGUGACUUGGAUUAGUUUUCUAUCGAAUUUACAUUUGGGCUCAUUGGACUCUUCUAUCUAAGCUUGAGCCCGAAGCGAGUGAAACUCGUCCUUCAUUUCAUACCUCAGUCCGGUGCCUAUGGGUUCUAGCCCCAUGACCCUUCGAUUGAAAGAAAGAUCUCCGCUCUCCUUCUUUCGAAGUUGUAAACUGGUCGAGUCAGCUUCGUUGCUAUUAGUAGUCUCAAAGUCAAUAAGGUAUUCAAUAUCGACGAAAUUCGAUUAGGGGAAAAAGGCCCUUUCUAGAGGUUGUCAAUCUACGAAUUAGUGAUCCAACUGGGCAUCUUACAUAUGAAUUCGUGCUCCAAGUAUGGGCUCUUGCCCUGUCUCCAUAAAAUAAAGGAAGAAGAAGCCAAGACUAAGAGCUUGCUGUCAGCUUCUAGUCUCUAUUCCUAUCCGAGUCCCUCUUUAAGGGAUAACCUACCUAUUCCAUGGUACCCACCUCCAAACAACUCCUAAUUCCCCUAAGUCAAUCUGUCAAUCUUGAGACAAUUCUCGCCUAACUAAGUGUACUUUUUAGCCUUUCAAAAAGGGAAUUCGACCGAGAGCACCUUCUACUGCAUCCAGUACUGGAUAGGAUGACACCCAACAUACCAGAAACGGAUGAUCUGAUUCCAUUCAAUUGGCUUAGAUUCAAUAGCAGUUGAUUUUGGGCAGGAAUCUGCAGGUACUUUCUCUAAUGUGAUAUAGUUGGAAGUUCUUCCAGCUUGCUUGAAAACUCCGUGAUUCAGACGUACCCAAGGGCUUGCCCGAAGGAGCCGCUUCUUGUAGCUGAGCACUCAACAAGGGAAGGCAGUAAAGCACAGAAGACAAUACAGACAACAUUCUGACUUCAAGCAAAUACUCAUCUGCAGCCUCUUAGUUGCAUGCCACCUAAUAGUAAUUUAUAAAAGUGAACCGAAAAAGAGUUGCACUAAUACGAUUGUCACCUUUAUUCUUCUUCAACAUCGCCAAUCCCUAAAACGGACUAUGUAAUGUACUUUAUCUGCUGGGUUACGGGCGGGCAUUUUACCACCAAGGCAUCUCUUCCUUCGCUAAGGCAUUACAUGCCAACGAACUUGGCUGACACUCUUUUCAUGCCCAAGUCUUACUGAGCCCUCAUACCGAAAAAGCAACCUUAUCGAUAAGCCAACAUAUCCGACGCAUAGCAGCUCUGUGCGUAUGCAAGCAUCGACCCCGCAUAGCAUCAUCCGACAAUUUAGGCAACCCGAUGUUCCGACAAGGCUGAACAAGAGUAAUAGCAAGAGCAAACAAGAGAGAAGAGCUGAUUUCAUUCUAACCAGGGAUGGAUUUCUAUUGAAAGCUGGUAUGAACUCAAAAAGAAUUGAAUCCGGAUCCGGAGGUGACUUCGCUACACUUCCUUCUAUAAGGAAAUCCCCAGUCGACUACUGACUUUCUCGUGACCCUAACAGGAUUUUAUUUGAAGCUGCCGAUCGAGGAAAGGCUUAGAAUCAAUGCUUUGACCGGGAAUGCCCCUUUUCUCUCAUAGCCCUGCCCUAGUGGGAAUCUCAGAUGUGAAAAAAGGCUAAAGCCCUUUGCUACUGCUUUCAGGUAUUCACUUAUCAAUGUUGCAGUUGAUGCCGGAAUAAGAGAACUUUCUCUUCCAGGUAUUCACUCAUCCCCUCUCAGUGGCAAGAGUGAGUAGAUAGCAGAAGUGAUUUCAUUACUCAUUCCUGGGAUAUUAGUGAAGCUCCCCCAUUAGGGGUGUUCUCACCUGUGCUAUCAAUAAGAUCUCCGAUCUGUUGUCGGGAAAAGGGACCUAGCUAGAUUCUCAAGCCACCCGCAACGGCCUUAGUCCUCCCAGUUUAUCACUUCCCUCCGGUGCGGUAGAUACUUCAGAGAGAGGGAGGGGAAAGCGGGGAACUCAACCAAGGAAAGGAGAUUACUAAAAAGGCUCUACUACGUAGUUAUAGUUAGGGUUUGGAAAAGUGUGAUCCAGAUCGAUGUAAUUGACUUUCGCAAAGGUUAGCUCACUAGAAUAAGGUGCUGUGGCAUCUCUAUCAGCUGCUUAUUCCUACUAAUUAGAAGUGGGUGUUCUUCGAAGCUUAGACGAGUUGAAUGGAAGACAAACUGUCACACCAUUCUGAGGAAGGUUCGACUGUGAAAAGAGAGAAGCUGAUGUAGAGGUAUUCCAUUCCCCUCAAACUAUUGUUUUCUCAGGAUCAGGGUAGUGAAUUGGCACCGGCUGUUAGAACAGCUGGCGACCAUGCAAGGAAAGUCUAAGUGAAGUAGUCCAUCCAGUCCGGGGGAAAAGUGAAUUCAAUAAAUAAGUAAGAUAAUUAGAUGGCAUAGGAUUUUCAUUAUUGUGAUAGUAUAAGGGUGUAAAGUCUUGUAUAUCUUGAAUAGGCGGCUUAAUCAGAUUUAGACUAAUCAAUUCAUUAAUUAUUUUCAGUGGAGAACCCAUAUUAAUAAAGACCUUGGUAUAUAUAUCAGGUACAAUUCUUACGUAAGGCGGAGUAGUUAUAAAAUGAUCAUGUACGGGUGCACCUUGUCUCAAUAAUGAUUCCACUCCAUACGAUGAGACUUAUUUUGACUGAACUCUGUCUCUGGACUAGCCUCAAAUCUUAUUUCAUCUCCCAAUCACAUACAUAGAUAUAAAGAUAUAAUAAGAGAAAGCAUACAUCUUUAAUAAGUUGGCUACGAUUAGUCACUUCGGAAGCCAUUAACCAAAGCACCGGCUUUUGACUGCCCUUCUAAGGGAAGGUAGCAGGUCUCUUGGUAAACCCCUUGUCUCUUUCUGGUAAUGGUAAUAGUUGAAUCCUUUCUAAUGCCCAAGCUCUUUCUGUUGUAAGUGAAGAGAAGACGCUAUAGGUCUUUGUUGGUGUGUAGAGUAGACGGUGUUUGAAAGAACCCUUUUUUGCCGAGCAAACUAGAAAUUGCAUAAGAAAGGUAGGUCGGAUCAACGCGUAGAGAAAUGCUUGAUCAAUGUUCAAGGAAAGGAAUAAGGAAGGGUAAAAGAUGAAGAAGAGCUAUUCUUUUUAAGAGCUAACCAUGCGUUCACAGUCGACUCAACAAGAGCUAUCGGGUCACUCCCUGCCAUAAGCCAUGCCCUUACAAAACUGCUACCACUCACGGCACACUUCCUAUAUUCCUGGGCUUACCCUUAUAUUAUAGGAAUCCCGGUCUGGGAAGAAGGAAGUAGAAAGAGAGAAGAGCGGAGUCGCUCACUUGAGUAGAAUGAAAACCAAGGCAAUCCCGAUUCAAGUGCCAAUCUAAAUUGGAAGGAAGGAAAGCAGCCUUUCCCUUUAAUAAUAUCUAAGAUAUCACAGCUACUACUACCGAAACAUAUGAUAUAGCACCGUCUUAUUCAUCUGUACCUGAAACAGAUUCGCUCACAGCUUCAAUCUAUUGAUUGCAUCUUCUAUUUACUCUUCAAUGUUCAAAUUGAGGGUCAAAAGAAGGAACUUUCAUUCAUGGCCACAGAUCCGCCGUAGGAGAGGAUAAAAAAAGGUAUUCUAAAAUGAUCGGAUCGAUGCAGUUUGGUUAUAUGAUGAUCGAAGGGAAAGCCUUUCAUGCAAGAGAUCCUAUCCAGCCAGCCCCUGCUUCUUUAAAGCCUGGUUUGAUAGCAAAGAGUCAAUCGUCUGCAUAUCGAGCGUAGCAGAUGUUUUUACUCAAGUAACUCAACAUUUUCAGAUCAAAGUAAGAAUAGAAAAUUGCAUACGAGAAGAAGGGUUCGUAGACAGCCCGAAAGAAGGUCCUCUCUUCGUAUUCUAUAGAAAGACGAAAUAGCGUAAAGAAAGAGCAAGUCAAGUCAAAUAGCCCGGUUCACCAGGUUCUACCACUGCAGGGCUCAAUCAUGCUAGUUAGGCUAGAUGCUUAAUACAUGCAAGUUUUCUUGGAAAAACCAAGGCGAUUUCAUUGAAUUAGCAAGUCUCCAGACUGAUUGACUGGAGCAGGAGAAGUCACAUCACUGAAUCAAUCAUGUCUCAACUGGUCACUUAUUUCACACCUUUUUUCUGGUUCUGUCUUUUCCUCUUUACUUUCUAUAAGUUCUCUCUCCUUUUUGAUUUGGAAGUGAAAGUCUUUUGCUACUAUCUAACAAGGCCCAAGUUACAGCGGGCUCUUUCUAUUAUGAAAUGGGUCAUAUUUCUUUAUUUCUUGGUCAGUUUUGGAGAGAAACUCUAUUAUAACUUAUAUAACUUAUUUGAUGGACAUUCCAUAUUUGGUAUUCUCCCAUCGGAGCUACGGCUCCUGGAGAACUAUCUUAAUCAAGCGGAUAAAGACCCAGAAUGGGUUCAAUUCGUACGACAGCGCCUACAAACCCAGGGACUCUCACCCAGGGAGUACGAGGUCAUGGUGCGAAAUUUCCUGGAAACAGAAUUCUGCUUUGCAACUCGGGACCAGAUUUCCUCUCUCUAUCAACUCAUUUUUUAUAGUAGGGAGGAUCCAAAAUUAUUCAUUGAUCCUAUCGACCUGGAUUCCAUACUGAGGGUACACCUUGAACCCUUAGAAUUUGAUCACCCCGCUCUAUGCCAGGUCUUGCAAAGUUUAUGUCAUGAGGGACAAGAAUCCCCAUUCUAUUGCGAAGUAAAAACAACACAGGCAGCACAUUUCCAGGGCUUUUUAAAACAAAAGCACCAAGCCCGAUUGCGCCGAGAGUUCUCCAAAUCUAUUGAGAGUCUUGAGAGAAGGAACGCUUUUCUAAGCGAGGAAAACGCCUCUCUAAGAGAAAAACUUUUGAUUCUCGACCCAUAAAAUUCUUUUUUGUUUAUUGUUGAAAGUUCUGAUUCAUGUAGUGAUGAAAUUGUGAUACAAAAAAAAUCCCAUUUCUUUUUUGGUUGGACUAACCGGCGAUUUACAACAAGCCUUUCUUCCUUUUUUUUGCAAGAAGCGGAACUACAAGAAAACUUUCUUUAUCUUUAUGGAUAACCAAUUCAUUUUAAAAUAUAGUUGGGAGACUUUACCCAAGAAAUGGGUAAAAAAAAUGGAAAGAUCGGAACAUGGGAAUAUAUCUUAUACCAAGACGGACUACCUAUUUCAAUUGUUGUGCUUUCUUCAAUUUCAUACCUAUACAAGGGUUCAAGUUUCGAUCGAUAUUUGCGGAGUUGAUUAUCCCUCUCGAAAACAAAGAUUUGAAGUGGUCUAUAAUUUACUGAGUAUUCGGUAUAACUCACGCAUUCGUGUACAAACCAGUGCAGACGAAGUAACACGAAUAUCUCCGGUAGUCAGUCUAUUUCCAUCAGCCGGCCGGUGGGAGCGAGAAGUUUGGGAUAUGUUUGGUGUUUCUUCCAUCAAUCAUCCGGAUCUACGCCGUAUAUCAACAGAUUAUGGUUUCGAGGGUCAUCCAUUACGAAAAGACCUUCCCCUGAGUGGAUAUGUGGAAGUACGCUAUGAUGAUCCAGAGAAACGUGUGGUUUCUGAACCCAUUGAGAUGACCCAAGAAUUUCGCUAUUUCGAUUUUGCUAGUCCUUGGGAACAGCGUAGCGACGGAUAAUUAAGAUAGGUUCCAGUCCAGGGGACAAAUCAAUAGGAAAUGCUAUUUGCUUCGUAAGAAUAAGAAAGAACUUCUAUGAAAUGAAAGAGUUUCACGGCGGAUAUCAUUGAGAAAUAAAUAGGAAUAAGUGUUAUCGAACGAUUUCCUGCCCAGUAUGGAAUGAGUAAAGAAUCAAGCUACAAGUAUCGAAUCUAUACGUGGUUUUGGUGACAAAUUAGAAUUUCAUUUGAGGCUGUACACCGUGCUCCUUGUCAUGCCAUUUGGGCUUACAAAUGACCUUAUGUAAUUUGAUGAGUGAUGUCUUUUCUAACUUAGAACUCUAUUUAUUUAUUUCUUGUUGUCUAUCUUGAUGACAUUGUUGUCUAUAGUGAGUCCCUAGAGGAUCACUUAGAUUCCUCUCUUGGGUGUUCGGUUGCUUGUCUUUCUAUCAAUGCAUCUACAGCCGUUCGGAGCAGAGGUUCACCCCCGCUUAUUAGAGAUGGUAUCUACGAUUCAAAGGCCCAGGGUCUGUCACGCUAAUACUUAUUUACAACCGGUCCUGAAACACCUGUCAAAGUCUGCUGGGAAUGUAUAAGUCUAUUCUUUAUGUAUGAAGUCUCCAACUGGCUUGCUUGGCAUCCUGCCAUCUCUCUCAAUCCUGUGGUACUCAUUCCGGUCUAAAGCUUGUUUCCCUUCUUGGUCUGUCAAUCAAAUUAGAUCCCUGCGAGCGGGGCAGAGAAAGUGUGUUUUUCCCAUGAGCUUUCUCUAAGCUAUUUCACGAUAGGCAGACGCUAGCAGUUCCUUUUGAGAUCAAGCAAGUGGAAAAAAAGUUCCAUCUCGGUAUUGUAUUCCGUUUUUACUAAUAGAAGCAGGGGACGAUCACUCCUAAAAGCAGCCGUUCUAAAUAAAUAGUCAAACACGCAUGGAUGCUAGGAAUGAAGCCUGCCAAUGUCCCUUACAAUAAUAUCAUUAGUAGAAGAGGAUACCCACAUCCACGGCCAUGAGUUCGAUUCCCGUAUGUAGCCGGCGUGGCAGUAUGGCGUGCCAAAGUUCCCGUCAUAUCGACCUUGACCAUCGUUCCCAAGGGAAAUUGAUUGAAUGAUACCCUAAAGAAGAUACGGCUUAAUAGUCAACUAGCUCUACUUAUUUUAUUAAACUAGAUAGACUUACCUGACGAAACUAGCUUCUAUUUCAUAUCCUUCCGGAUCCUCACCUGCUAACCUCGGUAAAGUAAAAAAUAGCUAAAAAAAAGGGGUGAGUACGAUAUCUUUAUAACAAAGGGACUCCCGGUUAAAUUAAAUGAUUGUAAUGUCACUUAGUAGCUCCCACAGAUAGAAUAACCCCAUCAUUGGGAUGCCAAACGAUGGGUUAAGCUCCUACCCAUCACGUUGAUUGGCUUAACGUGCCAAAGCGCGCGCUAUAUAAGUAUUUUGCAUUGGAUUGAGGCCCAAAUUCUUUAUGUUUAUGGCAAUAGCCGACGAUUGAGCAAGAGCGGAUUAUUCGACAGCAGGAGCAGAAGAUCCAUCAACAGCGAGAUAUGAAAUAGCCAUUGGCGGCCCCUGAAGCUAAUAAAUAAGUCUAACUACUACCCCCCUUUCUUUACGCCAGAGGUGGCUUCUUCCCAAUUCACCUAGUUGCCACUUGUCCUUGUGGCGCGGAAGGCUUUUGCCGUGCUUUACUCUCAAGCAGAGAGCCCAUUAAGGCGGAGAAAGAUAGACCAAAGUCAACUUUGAUCUAAGAAGGGCUCAGCAAGAGCAUCUGUUGAGGCGUCAGCGAGCGAUUCAGCAAUGGCAGACUCCUCCGACUGCAAACUAUUCGAUGGCGGAUGCUUAGGCAAAAGCAGGAGAUUAUACUACAUCAACUAUCAUGGCAUCCGAGGAAGCGAUAGCAGACUAACAAGCUGAAAAGUGAUCCCGCUGUACCCGAUCUCCCAGCACUGACAUUGAGAGAAGAGUGGAACGGUUUUCCUAGUCAAAUACCCGCAGCUCGGUAACAACCAUAAUCGAAAGGUCCAAAUCUCCCCUGUUGCCCAUUAUAAAGAUUCAUCUUUGAUAGGUAGGCCCUAAAGACAAUCGAUAUAGUAGAAUUGUAAAUCAGCAUCCAUCAUUCCUACCUGCAAGAUGGGAGGGGAAGGGAGUAGUUGAUUCGUUCCAAUUCAUUGGUUUCAAUCCGGUAUAAAUAUCAUAAUAUGACGGGAUCGCUGUCUUGACAAACAUGAAUAGAAAUAGUUCUUUUGGGUAUAAUUGUUUUUUUUCCUCGACGAAAAGUUUGAUAUUUAUAAUGGAUUGGGCUUACUGCAAGAAUAUGAAUGACUCGCUUCUUCAGUACUGCUAACUAUUAUAGGAGGAUGCCGCCCCCUCGGGACUAUGUGAUUUAUAAAUUGCUUCGGUUGUUUCAUCUCGUGCAAGUUAGGUUUUGGUUGUAUUGGCUGCAAGCGGAACGUAGGCGCUUUAGGUGUGUGUUGACCAUGCACUCUCGCUUCGUGUAAUGUCGUAUGUAUGAUAGAGGUGGUGAUUGACCUCAAUGCUAAUGGUUAUCCCCAAGGUUCAACGAAUGAAUGAGAUCGUACCCGGAUAGAGAUGAUGGUCUUCCUCUGAUGUCUCCAAGCCGGCCAUAAUAGAAUAGAUAGGCGAAGCAGUCAAUAGCAGUCUGUUCUCGCCUAUCGAUAGAUAGCAGGUUGCUUCCAAGCUAAAACCAUUUGAAACAACAAGCAACGUUUUAGAAUCUAUUUUUGAAGUGAAUAGGAGCUUACAUUUCAAUCGGAAAUCAACGUCGGGUCCCGGCUAUCCGAAAAACGCAGACUGAAGCGAAAGAUCUAUUUUCGAGCCUGCAAGCAACAACGGCUUUUCAGCCGUUGCGCGCUAGCUUGGGUGCCCCUUUCUCAAACUUUUCUAUACUCUUAUAUAAAGGUAAGCCCUAGUUUUUUACGUUUUAUUCGCUUGCUCUGCAGUACGAGCCUCAUACAGAGCCGCGCUCCUUGAAUAUGAUGAGAAGAGGCCAGACCCAACCCCGCCCUAUUUUCCGUACCAAUCCUUAUUUACUACUACAUCUUUUUUUGGGUGUAUAGCUCAGUUGGUAGAGCAUUGGGCUUUUAACCUAAUGGUCGCAGGUUCAAGUCCUGCUAUACCCAAACCUACCUUACACUCUACUAUGAAUAAGGAUGCAUAGUAGCCUUCAAACAUGACUCUUUGGCCUUUAGACUCGCUUCGGCGACUUCGCCCUUUCAGUGACAAGGGGGGGCCCACGGAGCGGUAAGGAGUAGUCUAAGAGUGGCUCGGUCAUCGAUAAGCCUCUCCUUAUUCAUUCUAUAGAGCGGGGCUGCGGACCAACAAUCCAGCAAAAGGGCUUAAACGCUCCUCUCCUUUUAUGAAAAAGGGGGAAGGUUUCAUAAAACCCAACCUAUACAAAGAGCUCUUUUCAGCCCCUACUCCUAACAAGUGAAAGUGGCUGGCACCCACCAUAUCUUGCUUCGUUUUAUCUUGUAUCGAAUUUGAUAUAUUAUUUAUUUGUUUAUUCCACCACAAAUAGAUUUGCCGCAUGGAUUGGAUAGAGACUGGGAAUUGGAUGCUUCCUCAAGAGCAGCUUAUUCGAGAACAGCCAAUGAGUGCACAAGAGCUGAUAGGCCAAGAGUUGAUUCCAUUUCAGCGCUUACUAUAAUAAGAAGACCUGUUGAUGCGGCGGCUAGGAUCCGAUCUCGCUUUCCGCUUGAUAGGCCUCAUUCAAGUAAUCAGAUUGCCCAGCAUUAGAAGCAGUUUCCAUCUUCAGGAUGGAUGGUUACACUCUCCUUCCCCACUCUUUGAGUCGAUGACUGCUAACGGAAUUCCUCACUUUGGACCUAGAGUCUUUUGUCACUUCCCUUGCGAAAAAAGGCACUUCUUUCAAGGGUUUCUCACGGGGAGACUGCCUUAUGAGAGACUCCUUCUCAUGCUGCUUGAUAAUGGUACAGCCCUUAGAGCCUUUUGCACUUGACGAACCCUUUCCCCCCUUUCGAAAGAGAAAGUACAAGGAAGGACGCACAGUCUAUGAUGGACCUAUGCGCCUACUCCGCAAAUGGGAAGAUAGAGAACUCUCCCUACGUAGGGUGGGGAAGAUAACUCGGAAUAGGCUAGAAUCUGGACACCUGAAAGCGGGGUUCACUGAUCCGAACUCCCUUCAUGGCUUUGCUUCCUUCUUGCCUGUCUUGAAUCCGUCCUUGCUUUCUUGACCUCAUCUCGAUUUAUCCUAGUAUAGGAGAUUGACGCUUUCUUCUAUUAUGAGAUUGGCUUUGUCCUUCUCUCUUAUAUUAGAUUCUCGCAAUAGAAAUGAUUCUUAUAGCUGAUAGAAAGAUCCCUUCCCCGCUUUACGCUCCUAGAUUCCCUCGCUUCCGAACUAGCCGACGAGGGCUAGGUGAAAGGGCGUGGGAGAGCCCCUUAUUAUUUUGGCUUUAUUGCUUUCACCAGGGAAAGCUUUUCUUGCUAAUCUGGUGAUAUCGUAGUAAAGGUAAAGUAGCCAAGCCAAGAGGAAUCGAUUUAGCAGUCCAUACCAGGCUCCAGGUAUAUUUAGGAGUGACCGGAGGAGCAAAGAGAACAACAGCAAUCAGAGCUUCUCCCUCGGGGGACGACACUCCCUCGCCCCACUAUGCUCACCCCCCUACGCUUUUUUCGGCUACGUGCGGGGUUCUAUUAUUAGUUUUUCUUAUAAGAGAGAAAUAUGCAAUGGAGCACCUUCCCAGCGGGUAAAACACCAGGAAAUUUGCCGUAGUAGGCCGAGCUUUACUAUAUCGCCAGACUCGAUCACAAGCAGGGGAGGUUCUAUUGAUCUAUCUACGUAAAGGGAGCCGCACCUUUUAGCAGUCGAUCUUGAACACUUUUAUCCCUCUCUGAUGGCUUGAGAAAGAGAGUCUCAACGGCUCGGCUGGUUGUUGUUAACAAAGCAGCGGCGCGUGAAGAGAGCCGAUAUUCUAAAAGUUCCAAAGUUCUGUCCUCCUAGUAGUGGUCCUCAUUGCAGAUAGUUAGAACGACGGGUGAAAGCGUAAUUCAAUUGUUAGGCAUAAAAAGCUAUAUGAAUAUAUUGUAUCUAUUUUUUAAAUCGGAAUUGAUAGAGCGGAAUCCCCUCAGGUUGAAAGAGCUAUGCUAGCAUUGGUCACAUAGGCUUGAACCACUUAGGCUCGACUCUUUUCUUUGCAAGAAUGCCUUGUGAAAGAAUAGGGAUAGGCAAAUUAGACUGAUUGAGUUAAGUAUGCCAUGCAAGUCGGCUGUUCUCGAAUCAUCUGUGGCACUUGCUCUUAGCCUUGAUCUUUUUCUUUUUUUUGGGCAUCUCGUAAAGGCUAAGACCACUUAUUUCGCAUCAACAGAAAAAAGACUGGCAUCUGUAAGAGCAAAAGACCAAGAUGUGCUAUCUAGAGCAAUCCUUCCCGCAUCUAGAAAUGACUUCAAACCUGAAAACAAUUCUAUCACACACGGCGAAUCGAGUAUUUCAUUCUAGCUCUUUUGGGGACAGCACAAGUUGCGGACCUAUCGAGAUGCUUCCUUGCAGAACCCAACAAGGGCUGUUACUCAAUAGAGUGAGUGGGAAACCUUGUAAACGCGAGCAGGAGAAUAGAGAUCGGUUCUGACGUCGAACAGGUUAUCGACCCGAAAAGCUCCACAGAGCUGUCGUAUGCGGGUACUACGAGGCCCACGACUUUCUUGAUCGCCUCAUUCUUGAACUGGGUGAAGAUGUGGCUAAAGUAUAUCCGAGGGUACCAUGAUAGUCUGGGGUAGCGUAUAUUACGCUCGAGGUCUCUCGAGCCUCCUGUUGUACCAACUAGAGAAUGACCCGUAGUUUUCUAUUCCUCACCAUCAGUGGAAUUAGGAAUAAGGUAAUGAAAUUCCGGUAUGGACUUUUUUUGGACAGGCGGAGAGCAGUGCCCUAUUGGUCUAAUUCCUGCUUCCCCUUGGUAUCCCAUUUCAUAUAUCGGAAGAGAGCUUCAAUAAAGCAUCCAUAUCAAUCAAAUUCCUUCCUUGCCUUUGGAUUUUUUGAUUAGUGGGAAGGCGCAGUGAUUUAAUAGUGACCCUACCAUAAUAUCUAUGGAAUGACUCGAUCCAUGAAGCCUUUCUUUCCCAGUCUCGGGAUCUUUCUCUCUAGGUACGGUUCGCCACAUUGAAGUGAGUGCUCUACCCCUUGGUAUGGUACCGGAAGCACUUGGUAUUGGUAGUAGUCUAAAUGUAUUUCCCUACCGCUAGGAGUUAAGCUCAAGGAGAUGAGGGAUCUAUUCCAUCUAUUCAAUUUCCCAAAGCUCAAUCCCUACUUACUGAAGACUUCCCUUUCCCAUGCUUACUGAAUCAAGCAAUUCAACUUGAACUCUGGAGGAAAGUGCUCACUCUUAGUAAGUCCAGAAAAGUAUAAAAAAGACAGACUUGAUUCAAUGACUUGACUUACUUACUUUUAGAGUAAGAUCCAAAAGCUGCUGAACGACAAACCGGGGAGUGAGAGACCUUAUUUUCAGCUUUCCCCUUCUUCUAUUCUAUUCUAAUGUCUUCAUAUGAGUCUAUUAUUACUCUAGGCUAUCCUAGCCCGGGAAUGGAGCGAAAGAAAGAGCAAUUUCAGAAUCAGAGGCUGGCUGGAGAAGAGACUCUUUAUGUUAUGUCAGCUAAAGGAAUUGCAUUUAGAGUAUACUUAGAGUAGUGGUUGACCGACCUGUACUGUAGGGCUUUAGCCCCGUCCUCCUCUCCUUAUAUGACAUUCGUUCGGUCUAACGUGGUUCCCCUAAUGGAGAAGCAGAGGAAUAGUAAUAGGUUUCGGACGACUGACUAGUGAUGAUUGUUCAGAGACGGCUAGUUCUUCUUAUUCAACAAGGUACGAAUAUUUAGAAUAUUGAUUUUCGGGGCACACAACAGAGAUUUUAGGGUCUUCUCCGUGGCAUCUAUCUUCCGGGGACAGGUACCCGUCUACUGGAAAGGACAGUUUCCCAUACAACAUUGGGUGAAUAGUUGAAUCCACUGAUUAGUAUUCCACUUUCUUAGUUAGAGUCCCCCUUUUAGGGAGUUGACCACAAGUCUUUGGUCUCAUAGUUAGGAGACUACCUAGCUGAGGUAGUAAGUGGUUGGGCUAUGGUACGGCGACUGCUUGUUAAGAGAGACUCCACGGCUGAAACAGCCGGGUCGAAUCAAUCAAACGAGCCACAGACUCUUCUAAGCCGAGACCCCUUAUAAAAAAGGUAUGAACACGAGAGCCCUUCUUGGGAAAGCAAUGGAAAGAAAUACCCCUGGACAAAAACCAAUGCUUUCUGGGUCAUAUUUCUUGUUUGGAUGUUCCUUCGCCUUAAUCCAUAGCAUGUUCCUGAUCGCGAGUCAAUACUUUUGAAGAAUUGAGAAGAGAAAAAAGCUGCUCUAACCGAAGCCAUUGCCCUAUUUGCCUUUCUGAUCUUAUUCGUCUUCUAUAAACAUCACUCUAUUCUCUCUUAUGGAAACAUCUAUUGGUAUUGGAACCCCUGUUCGACAAAUGAACACUUCUUAUUGAAAGUAGAGAUGCGGAAAGAGCGACUUAAUGAAUAGUAUGAUCAGUUAGCAAGUCCUAUUCAAUCACCCGGCCUCCCCUGUCACGUAUUUGGAUCCCCUUCGGUGCAUUGUGCUUCACUUCUUUCAUUUAGCUACUCUUCAUUUUUUUACCCUAUGAGGUCGGACAACCGCUACAUUUCUUGAAUGGUCGCUGCCUACAUUACUAUUUAUCCCUCUUUUCAAGGAAGUGAGUCUCAGACCCUAUGUAGUUCUUGGUCAUUUUUAGACAGGUGCUUUUGUGGUUCUUCACUCCAGCCCUUAAGUAUUCUGUUCAAAAACCUCAUCCUCAUUAAAAAAACAAAUCAAAUCAGACUUGGAACCCCCAAUCAUGGCUACUAAUAAAAUCAGACUAGAAACCAAAAACCAGACGAAAUAGUAGGUAUAAAGUAAAUUGCCCAAUGUAAAAUGAAAGGUCUAGGUCUUUAUUAUAAAGAGCUUCCAUAAGCCGCUUAUAAGGCAGACUACGGUGCGUUCCAUGGUUCUCCAUGACAUAUAGGUGCUUCCGGUAAGUAAGUAACGAUAAGGCUUUUCCGUUAGGGUAGAAGAGGAGGCCCCUUAUUUGAUGUCUUUUAGAUAGGAUUGAGUCUUCGGAGAAUCUCGAAGGGCUUUCUAUAUUUUGAAUUCAGUCUGGCCAGAAUGUUCUCAUUCACUUCGUCGGACAAGGGACUCCCGAUAGUAUUAAUGGAUAGACGAGCAUGAAGCUCCUGGCCGUCCUCCUGUAACGGGUGAUAGGGUUAAGCCUCGGGAAAAAAAGGAGCAGCAGAGGAAAAAUCAAAGACUUGAAUGAGUUCUGGUCGAUGAAACUGGAUUAGGAAUGACCAGUGCCAAAUAAGUAAGUCCAACCGAAGCUUAUUCCUGCAGUGCCCUCACGCGAAUCCGACCCAAAGGACAUCAUAGUGAUCUUAGGACUGAAACUAUAUGCUUCGGAAAGAAUGGCUCUGAGAGCCAAUCCAAUGGCCAAGGCUAGCCCAUCUUGAUCAAGAAAGACGAGAUGGUGCGGCUUCCCGCGGCUAUGAAUGCCUUAGACAGGAAAAACUUAAAUCAAUCCAUUGUCAGACAAAGAAGAUAGAAAAGACUGGACACUGUUGCUACAAAGAGGAAAGGCAUCGAUUUCUUAAAAAAGAAGAGUACCCAAGACUUUCUUCCUAAAUAUUCGUAGUACCCGGUAAUACUUGAUCAUCCGAGAGUGUUCAAAAACUCUCUGCCAUUUGAAUUUGAGAGGCACUAAUCGUAGUAGAGCUGAGAAUAGGGUGGAACGAUUUAUCAUAGUAAUAAUUUUGUAUACCGGCUGUACCGAUUAUAUGUCGGAUAGGCGCCCGCCCCCAAGCCAGUGUCCAUCUUCAUGAAAUGACAUUGGUAGACGGGUUGGGACCAGCCUGAUUUCUAUCCCGGUGAGCAAUGUUCCUUAGGCGGGGGCAGGAUUCGAACCUGCAAUCUUCAGGUCAUGAGCCUGAUGAGUUGACCAAUUCCUCUACCCCGCUUCUUCCCCAACUCCUCCUUCAUCGUCGUUGGUCCUUCGUUCACUCACUUUCACUAAUGAUACUGACCUUAGGCCCAACCAUGUUUUCAAUCCCCAUUUUAAGGCGGUAGAGGAUUACCUCAGGUUUUAUGGACAGAGGAGCAACCCAUAGAUAGGUUUAUCCAAUAGCUUUAGAGGCCUCUUAUAAUAUCUUAUCUUAUAAUAAUAAUAAUAGUAGAGAAUUUGGGCCAUGCUAUCUAUUCUUCCUUCUUUUUUAGUAAGAAAAUGAACCCCUGAACAACAAAAAUCAAACAGAAAACCCCUAACUACAUACCUACAAAAGGGCCAUACGUAUUCAGAAUGUAAAUAAAGUCACUACUGUCUGUGCUGAGAUAUAAAUCUAUUUUGUUUAGUCCGAGAAUUUGUUCUUGCAAAGACUCGUCUAUAAUAAAGACAUUUUCUACUAUGUGUUUGAAAUAUAGUUAUUUAGGUAAUUGUAUAUUUACAUUUGUAUCACUAUAAUCUUUCCAAAGCACCUCUAGUUUUGAUUGGGUUUUUUGUUUUCCGUGCAAAUGUUUUCAAAUAGUAUUUCGUUCCCCGCACCAAAAAUAGCUAUCGAAAGAAUGCCAAGUGUAGUGAUGUUAUCCGCUAUCCAUAAAGUAAAGAAAGCUUUCUUGUAGUUCUCUCUCAAAAUGCAAGAAAUACUUUUUGUAAAUCGCCGGUUGUUUUUUCCACCAAGAAAGGCAUGGGAGUCUUUGGACAUUGCUUGAGAUAAGUCAAGACUGACUAUCUCUAUAUACGCAAUAUUUUGAAAGGCGAAGAGUUAGUACUUUUUCCUUCUCGUAGUUCUACUUGUUAAUUAAAAAGAGCGUAUAAAAAAGGCAAUCCCUCAUUCCGACGUAAGUAAUCUAAAAUCGUAUUUUGCUGGUGAACUCAAGUGUAAGAUCGAGCGGAGAAAGCGGAAUCAAAGAAUAAAGCUAAUUCCGGGAUCUGGAUCCGGUUCGAAUCUGUACUGGAUUGACUGUCCAAGCUAGAUCUAUCUUAUAUAAGAUAGAAAGAAUAGAUAUGGUUUGAAAGGUUUACAAUUCUUGUUGGGGACUGAAAUGGUACAGAAUUACCUUUAGGCAAUUUCAAAGAAUUCCAAUCGUAUGAACUUAUAGCUUUGAAAGACCCGGAACCUUGUCCGGAGCUGGCAUGACUGUACGAGUGUGAUUCCUUUCCUAGCUAAUUUUGAAUCAAGCAUCUAAUCUGGGGCAAAAACUGUUGAUCUAGUACCAAAGAGAACUGUUUCAUUAAACUACGGGCAUUAUAAGCUGCUUCUUUGUUUCUCUUUCUUUCAUUCCGGGAAGAUAGAAUAGCAUGGCAUUCUUGACUUCUUUAGAGUGGAACUCACCAUUACUAGAUCUUAAGAUAAACGAUAGCUUAUAAAGCUUAUAAGUCAGUUAUAAGUAAGCAAUCUUCCAGUAAACUGGAUCUGUACGAUCCAAUAAACUAGCUCGCUGGCUGAAAGGGAGAAAGACGACUCUGAAUUCCGACAGCAUGUUUUUAUUAGUCAUUUUGUGAUGAAUUAAGUCAUUCGUAUUGAGCCAACAGGAAAAGGGUUUUAAUACUCAUUUAUUUACAACAUGAAUUCAGAAGAGAGGUUGAGUGUUCAGUUCAGUGCAUUACACUAAUUUAUCCUAGGUCAGGCUUUGUUUUGAGAGAAGGAAGCUUUCUUAAUGCCCUUAUGGUUGAAUUCAGUGGGUGCUUUCUAACAGAGUUUUUAAAUUCCUAUUUGAAUGCUCAUAUUUGAUUUCUUUCAAAAGAUGAGUCCAAAAGGGAUCCCACGUGUGUUUUCUGACCGGUCGUUCGCUUCGGCCGUAGUGAAUUCAGCCUUAGCAACUAAGAUAUUCCUGGUUCCUUUCGUCAAACGAAAGAACUCACCGGUGUGUUUUGUGACAGGUAAGCCCUUAGGCUAUUAUGCCUCUUGGCCCUUGUUUGCCUUCUCACACCACUUAGUGGUCUGGUUGGCAGCCGAUAGGGUGUACCCAGGUCGUCGAGUGAUGAUGUUGUUAUCACCGAUCCCCGAGUGGCCGAGCAAUACGCCUUGUUACUUGAUGAUUUGGGUGUGACUCUUAGUAUUAGUAUAUCCAAAUCAAUCAUUUCUCACACUGGCUGUAUUGAGUUUGCCAAGAGGUUCUUGGUUUCAUAUGGGACAGUCGAUCUUUCUCCCAUAUAAAUCAAGUGUCUCCUCAAUUACUACCCUCCUAAUGGCUUGUUUGCCAUUCACCAUAAAUAGGGUGUCAAGAUAAAAAAUAUCUGUAGGCUUGGUGGUCAUUGCGGAUACAGGACUCUUGCUAAGUUGUCACAUCAUUCGUCUCCAACAGUUAGGAGACGGAAAGCGAUGUGGACUAGGCUUUCUCUUCCACUUGAGUGGUGGUUGGGAAGGGGCAAGCCACUGAAUCCUUACCUCAAGGGAUACCUUGUUGAGUAUCUCCGCAAGGAGUGCCGACCUGGUGAACUUAGGUUAGCUCCAGAAGAGUUAUUCGAGCUACCCGGCAUGAGGGACUGAUUAGAGUGGUCCCUCGUGCGAGGUUGGAUGAGGAAGACUUCGCUUGAACGAUUUCCCAUAUAAGGAAAAGAGGUCACUUAUUAGUAUUAGCAGAAAGAGAUCUCUUUCUUGGCACGAGUCAAAAGCUGCUACAUUCGCUGCUGGAGAAGAGGAAUCCUGUAGAUCGGCGGAAUCUCUGUUCUCACCCCCUCUCCGCUAAAGAAAGGAACUAGUUAGGAUAUACCAAGGUAUUGGUCCUCAACCCAGCGGAAUUCCAAGGCAGUAAAGCGUGAAGCUUGGCUCGACUAAAAGAAGAAGCGUAAGAACGACCGAAGUACAUUAAGCAAAGCAUUCCACUCACUUGGAAGACUCACUAGUGCUUGCACGUUACUCGUUAACUUCAAAGAGAGAACCAACGCAACUCAAGAGAGUGAAGGUGCAAGUGGGAUGGUACCUCGACCAGAGCGCUUUGGACUAGUCCGUACCUUAACGCAAAUGAGGCUCAAGCGUACACCUUUCCCGAUGGAGGAUCCGCGCAUAAAUCAUAAAGUCAAAUGGUCAAAGCGUCCCCCGGAAACCUAGAUCCAAAGAGUUUCCCGAUCUUAUUAUAAAGGGAAAUAGGAAUGACUUUCCCCAAGAACUGGUUGCUAGAUCAACUAGUAUUCCAAAACUGGUUGAUAGCUUAACUCAAAAAUAGCAUCUUUCGGACCCCGAAACAAAGAGAGAAGUUUUCCCCCAAUCCGGACUAUGAGAAGGAUUUCCCCGCCUAACCUUAACACAUUCUAAUGCUAAUGGAGCUUAACACAUUAAGCGGAGGAAGGUUUAGUAAGAAAGAAUGAACUCACUAGGGGGAAUGAAUUACUCCUUUGAAAAUAAGCCAAUCCCAACCUUUUCAGUGCGCAAGGGAAUUUCGAGUUUCAGUUUGAAGCCCAAAAGUCAGCUUCUUUGUAAGCUCCUUUGCCCCUGGUCUAAGCCUUAAGCUAGUGCUUCUGUCUUCUCUGCGAUUGAAGUUGCAGUGGUAAGCUAAUCCCUUUCAGUAUAAAUCCCCAAUAUGUAUAAAUAUAUAUCUUUCUUUCUUCGAAGUCAGUGUUCUUACGGCAAAGCUGGAUGCCCGAUCUUUAUUUCCCGAGCUCUUGGUCCUCGGUCCUACUUCUAGGUUAUGCAAGCUUGACUCUUAAGAAACUGACUUGGGUAUAGUAUAGAAUCUCAUUCCCACUAGAUCCACGGAAGAGAUAUAUAAUAUCUCUUAGAAUUUUAACCUUCCCCCUUUUCAUAAUAAGAAGGUAAGCAUCAAAGCCCGCAAGCCUUUUUUAAUGCAACCAUCAAGAAAGAAGCAAGCAUUGAACAAGAAAGCAUCAACUAUUUAAAUGGAUUCAUUUUUAUUAAAAAGCAUUUCCCUUUCGACAUAAAGCAUUUUCACUCGAGCUGAAAGAAUUGAAUCACCCUCGGGUCUGGGAAUAGAUUCAGAACUAGAAGCUCACACCGGGAAAUCUCUUUCUUAAUAGAACCAGGUUCAAGGCGAUGAAUAUGAAUAGUCAGCACUGUCGUUAUUAAGCCUGGUAUGCCUCCGCCCUGUCAAUUCCAUAACUUCAAUCCAGGAUCAUGCCUUGGGCUUAGUUCACAUGUUCCUGCUUAGUUCGCAUUCGGGCUAUGAGACGCCUUAUAGAAUGAAAUGAAAUAAUAAGAUAUCGAUUCGUCUUUCUUGUUUUUCUUAUCCAAAGCGAAUAGAUACUCGAUUCUUGCACAAUUUCACUCUCCUCUCCCUACGGUCGAGUGUAUUUCUUUUCCUCACAGACUAGGGGGAUAAAAAAAAAUAGCUCGUGCUAACUCUUAAGUAGAUAGAUAGAUACCGGCGUCAAGCAUUCGUUGAAUCUCCUUUUCCCCUUCUUUACAUAUUUCCGUUGCGGGUCGAGGACUCCUUCUCCUUCUUCAAACUCCGAUUUGUAUUGUUCGUAGAGAAAUCUCUUUCUCUAUUAAGGAAUCCUACGAAAGUAGGGUACCAAACCACCGGACACUAUGGCUUCAGACUUUGGCCCGCGGCCUUGCUUCAGUUGUUGCAACUCUUCCUCCACCACGCGUGAAGAUAACGGAAAAACAACAUUCUACUUGCAUGUGUUAAGCAUAGUCAAAAAACACGCAUGAUUGGCCCUACAGUGGUGAACCGGGCGUACGACUUUACAACCUUCUGUGGACCUUGCUUUUCUUACUUGAAUGAAGACAGCCAACCUUCUUUCUUCUCUUACGAGAUUUCUAGUUGAAUGAGAAAGAUGUUAAGAAUAUACAAGAGAAAGUCGUUUCCGGUACGAGACUAAUUGCAGGACUAUAGCUCGCAUUCUUUCAGAUUAUGGAGUGAUAUCGGUACAGCAGGUGAACUUGAAGUGCCUAAGGCGUGGACGUGAUCUUACUUUAUAGGAGACAGUAGCUUAAGUCUGAAUUCCUCGAUCAGUGGGAAUCUUCUUUGUCUUAAGUGAACUCUUAUUCAUUUCAUUCACAUUAAGGUCACUUAGGUCCUGCUAUACUUUUUUAGGUGACGAUUGGGUAGACUAGUUCUACGGAGAAGGCUAGAAGGGAUAUGUGAGACGCCGCGGGUGGCGACCACGGUUUCAUCGUAUUUUCAUCGUAUAAAGAAGAGGACUUCGUUCAACCUCGCGGAGCGGACCAAUUCGUAUCGAGUCAUGCUACAACGGGACUAAUACCCGAGCCCCUAUUCGAAGGUCCCCCUGAAACCCCCGAACUGAAGGACCAUCCCUAAUGGCGUGCUAAGAGGCAUGCUUUCCCCAAGCCUGAUCCCAUUUCCCAUUCUCAUCAUAUGUCUUUCUUCUCUUGGUACUAGGCAAGAUUGACCAUCAUUUCCAAAGGGGAAAAGAGAAAGAGAAAAUGAAAGGGAAAGCAGCUACACCCUACUUUCGGGAAAAAGACGAGUUCCAAGGCUUUUUCUAAGCUAGAAAGGUAGCUCACAAGAAAGCAGUGGGCUAGCUAACACUGGAAAAGCGGAAAACCCGCCAAAAGCUCUGCGUAAAGGGGAGAAGCCCUACCUAAAGCUAAAGAAGGAGAUUCUAUCUCAUAGCUCCCUGCUACUGCUACUGGAUGAAUACCAUAUUCUUUGUAUUUGAUUCAAUCAUUCCCUCAAUAAAAAAAAGGCAUUGUUCGUGAAUUCUUGCUUCUGAGCAUCAAGAAGAGCUCAGUCAAGUUGUGUACCACUGACAUUUCAAAAAGAAUUUAUAUUUCCCUCAAAAAGAUUGUUUGGAUUGUUUUUCAACGGAUCCUUCUCUGGAUCGUAGUUUUUUGUCUUUGGCUCUAUUUCCAAACCCUUUCAAUUUCUUAUUUGACUAUGUUCAAUAUUUGACAAGAUCGUCCAUUUCACUCCAGAAAUUCUGGCAUACUGGCAUGGAAUUUGAAAGAAUUCAUUUAUUGGCUCCUGGAUUGGCAAGCAUCCGGGCUGCCGGAGAGGAAUAAAGAAUUGAAUAGCAUUUAUGUCCUGAUAGGAUUUAUCAAUGUUCUUCGUUCAUACUUUCAGGGGGACUAAUACGUUCAGUCAGGUCGCAACAAGGUAGCCAUAGGGGAACCUGUGGCUGGAUUGAAUCCUUCGUGUUCGUGAUAAAAAAAGAUGCCCCUGGAGUUCCUUAAACAGUAGAUCGAUUGAUCUAGAAUGGGACUUUCAUAAACUUUGUUCUAAAUUACCCCCUCUCCUUAUCAGUCGAGUAUAGUAUCUUCUAACCUCUCCUUCUCUCCUAUCAGUCGAGUCUAUUCUAACCUCUCCUUAUCAGUCGAGUCUAUUCUCCCCUUUCCUUAUUCUUCGCAGAGGGCUUUGCUUUGAAUCAUAAUUGUUUUAUUCGGUUCGUAUUGUUGAAUCGAAAGCAAGAUUGACUGCGAACUCACUCAAGGGUUAUAGGUUUUAUAAAGGCUAUUCAUUAGCAACAAAAAGAGUAAGACAGGGCGCAGCACUCCUGCAGUUAGAAGAAGAGCGCGACCGGAACCAAGCAUGAAAGAUUGACUGUGAUGCUACGUGAUCACUACGGAGAAGAGAAAAGAUGUCAUAAAGCAUAGGGACAUCGACUUCCCCAAAAAACCAUUGAUUGGGAUCGAUAUAACAGAGUGUGCUCGAUAGUCAUCACUAUUAUGUCCCCGAAUGGAAUGUAUGUCACCUUUUUUCUUUCCCUUUUAGACCAACCUGCCGCGUAUAGUUUAGUCGUCUCUUUAUGCGAGGGUUGAUUCUCCAGUUUCGGAUGCCUCUGGCUGGGAAGAAGCCCUAAUCUUCGAGUCAGGAGAUACCUUGAGAACAGUGAAAGCAGAAUCCUAUUUUAUUUAGUUUAGAAGAAGGCUUUGUCUCGUCCCUUCCCAUUGUAAUUGUAGGAGGGAAAGUAAAAGGAGUGAUUUACAACCCUAGCCCUACCAUGGAAUAAAGAUAUAGCCCUAUAACCUGGUUUUCAGCAGAUCUAGAAUCUCUUUCAACAAACUUGCUUGCUAUCCCAGCGCGUCUAUCCUUAGUUGUCGUGUCUAGCAAGCGAGAAAACGUAACGCGCUAACGAACGCACUUACGUAGUAACCCCUACGCUUGCUGCUGGCGCUACCUUGGAUACGCCAACCCAGCGAGUAAGGGAGUGAGUCUGUCCAAAUAAGCUCUAAGAAGCUCUUAUUCACUCGACAAAAAAGGUUUGGACUGAAACCAUUCUCAGAUGGAAUCGACUUACUUCUAGUUGCAUCGGAUCUAGAGAUCUGUUGCCAGUUCCGAUAGAAGGAAAGGAGUAAGGUUGCCGGCUUGACCCAAUAGUUGUUGAACUCGAGGUUGGUAAUAAACUGAAGCUGCUCAGUCUUCUAGCAUAGCGGAGUGAGAUAUAUCGAAGAAUUAACUUAGCCUUCAACCAACUAUCUUUUUGAAGCAGAUAGUUCACAGUGCUUAUUAUCUAUAUACUGGAAAAGCCAACUCAUGUUUCCACUCUAUUUUCAUUACGAAGAUGUAUCACGUCAGGAUCCGUUGCUCAAACCGAAUCACGCCAACGUUAUGGAAGUUCCUGGAUCGUGUAAAAUAAGAGUAGUACCAAAGGCAGCACCUUCUAUCAAAAAUGGAAAAUUGGCUAUGGAGAUUCCGUGCGGUCAUAAAUUCAUACAGACACAAAGGGCUUCGACAGGAAAGUCGUUUCGAUCCAAUCGGUCAAAUAAAGAAAAAAAAGGAUAUGUAAGUGACCUAGCACGACAAAGCACUCUCCGAGGGCAUGGAAUGUAUUCUUUUUUGGUCAGAAUCUCCACAGUAAUGUCUCUGUUAGAUUCUCCGGUCGAAAUACGGGAAAACUCCAUUCAAUUCUCGAUGGAAACGGAGUUUUGCGAAUUCUCCCCGGAACUGGAAGAUCAUUUCGAGAUCUUCGAACAUAUUCGAGGGUUCAAUGUGACUAUUGUCACUUCGGCCAACACACAAGAUGAGACUUUACCACCGUGGAGCGGCUUUUUGCAAAAAGAUGAGGGGGAAGAUGUCGGAGAAGCAAAAUAUACGAGAUCACAAACGUAGAUUGCUCGCGGCUCAAACGGAUGCGCUGAGGAAUAUUGAGACGAAAGCUUUAUAAAGCCUUUUGUACCCCGGGACAAACAUCGUUAUAAGUUGUCCAAGUUGCCAAGAAAGAGUUUCUUUGUUGUUGCUAAUCUAAAAGGGUAGUACUCUUGGAAAGAUAGAAUAUCACCUAGCAAUAAAGACACCCUUUAGGGGAAAAAAUACACCUCACACCCUAAAUAAUAAGGUAUUCAGUUACGAAUGUAACUCCCGAGGGAUCGACCACUAUUCUAAAUAGAGUAAGGCGGAGAACUGUUGUUCAUUGGAGCGCCGGAGUGUGCGGAGGUUGUUCCCAUCAUUGAAGUCAGGGUGUGGUUCCGAAUGAUAAAGAAAAAAGUGCAACGUUUCGUUGGAAAAACCAACGCAAAUAUCAUACAUAUUGACUUUCUCUCGCCCAAAUGAAAUGGGAUGAAUCAAAUCAAUAAGCUUUUUGAGGCGCAGCGAAGCCAAAUUCAAUAAAGGCAGGGGGGUGGGGGAACAAGAGUUGUCACGAUAUCAAAUGAAAAUUCAUAAGUGACUAUAAGGAGCCAACGACUCUCUCUUCUUAAACAACCUAUAUCCUCCACACUUCAUCAGCAUUUGAUAGAUUAUCCAACCCCGAGCAAUCUUAGUUAUUGGUGGGGGUUCGGUUCGUUAGCUGGUAUUUGUUUAGUCAUUCAGAUAGUGACUGGCGUUUUUUUAGCUAUGCAUUACACACCUCAUGUGGAUCUAGCUUUCAACAGCGUAGAACACAUUAUGAGAGAUGUUGAAGGGGGCUGGUUGCUCCGUUAUAUGCAUGCUAAUGGGGCAAGUAUGUUUUUCAUUGUGGUUCACCUUCAUAUUUUUCGUGGUCUAUAUCAUGCGAGUUAUAGCAGUCCUAGGGAAUUUGUUUGGUGUCUCGGAGUUAUAAUCUUCCUAUUAAUGAUAGUUACAGCUUUUAUAGGAUAUGUACUACCUUGGGGUCAGAUGAGCUUUUGGGGAGCUACAGUAAUUACAAGCUUAGCUAGCGCCAUACCUGUAGUAGGAGAUACCAUAGUUACUUGGCUUUGGGGUGGGUUCUCCGUCGACAAUGCCACCUUAAAUCGUUUUUUUAGUCUUCAUCAUUUACUCCCAUUUAUUUUAGCAGGCGCCAGUCUUCUUCAUCUGGCCGCAUUGCAUCAAUAUGGAUCCAAUAAUCCAUUGGGUGUACAUUCAGAGAUGGAUAAAAUUGCUUCUUACCCUUAUUUUUAUGUAAAGGAUUUAGUAGGUUGGGUAGCUUUUGCUAUAUUUUUUUCCAUUUGGAUUUUUUAUGCUCCUAAUGUUUUGGGGCAUCCCGACAAUUAUAUACCUGCUAAUCCGAUGCCCACCCCGCCUCAUAUUGUGCCGGAAUGGUAUUUCCUACCGAUCUAUGCCAUUCUUCGUAGUAUACCUGACAAAUCGGGAGGUGUAGCCGCAAUAGCACCAGUUUUUAUAUGUCUGUUGGCUUUACCUUUUUUUAAAAGUAUGUAUGUACGUAGUUCAAGUUUUCGCCCGAUUCACCAAGGAAUAUUUUGGUUGCUUUUGGCGGAUUGCUUACUACUAGGUUGGAUCGGAUGUCAACCUGUGGAGGCACCAUUUGUUACUAUUGGACAAAUUUCUCCUUUUGUAUUCUUCUUGUUCUUUGCCAUAACGCCCAUUCUGGGACGAGUUGGAAGAGGAAUUCCUAAUUAUUACACGGAUGAGACUGAUUAGUUCAAAAUUAUGACACCAAUCAUUUACGAGUGAGUAUGAAGGACUUGGUUUCCUCUCUAGUUAGGCAAGCUCAUGAAGAUAGAACCAAAGGAUCUGCCAGUGAGCCUCUCAGUUUAGCCUAACGAACAAAGUGAAUCCUUCCUGUCCAUUGGGAAGAGAGCUCCUGACCAGCAGAAGAGAAGAGGAUGGCCGGAGCCUAGGAUCUUGUGGAACUUUCCUUCCAAGAAGCAAGUGUAAGCGUAUCGACGAAGUAGGUAUUGACUAGCUUCCCCUACUAUCCUGUUUCCGAAGGAAAGCUUGGCCUGGAUAGAGAUGAAGAUGAAUUAGGGUGGUGGUUUCUUUCCUUUCCUAUGGUGAUAUUGAUUCUUCUUAUUCUUCUUCUUGGGUAGUAUAGCUUAGUUUGUUCUUUUAGUCUUUCCAUUCUUUCUUCAUAUCAUCUAGGGUAUUUUCCUGUUUAUCUUUGAUCUCUUGUUCGAGUCGAGCUAUUUCGCUAUCUAUAUGGUGUAUUUUAGGGAGUAGUCUAUUAGCCUCAUCUAUCCUGUGUUGAACGAGAUGUUCCAUGACUUCUCUUUUCAUCUUAUCUUUGUCAGCUAUGUGCUCUUUCAUCUCAUCUAACAUCGGAUUGGAUUUUAUAUAUAUUCCCUUCACCUUAGCCUUCUUAACCUCAUCCUUGGUUUUGUAUAAAGUAGUGGUCUUUUGACCUUCAGUAGUGGACUGACUUACUUCUUAUUCUUUUGUCUUAUUAUCAUUAUCCUUUUCUUCAUUUUUGCUCAAUAGUUCAAAUAGGUAAAUAGUGGUUGCAUCUUUACUCCCUAAGUCUAUUACUUCUCUUGGUCGUGUGUAUAUCCAUACAUUAUUUGAAUCAUAGACAUUCUCUCUUUUCGUACUAUGUGGUAGUCCGAGGUUUAUUAGCAAUUCCUUUUUGACAAUCUUGAGUUCUUUCCAAUCUAUUCUGAAGUUAGCUGAAGUUGAGAUCUGAUCCAUUAAAGAGAGAUCCGCCAAUUGCCUUUGAAACCAUUCAGAUGUUACUAAAUCUUUAGCAGGACCCUUGUGUUUAAUAAUAUGUCUAUCAUCUUCUAUGUCUAACAUAUAACUUUUAGGUGCUAAGAAUAUUCCUCUCUUUAUUUGGCAUUCGAGUUGAAACAUACCCAAUUCUUGGGAAGAAAUGAUAUCGUCAGGAAGAGGAACUUCCUAAAACUAUAGAGUCAGUAUCAGUAUAGUAACAGUCAGGUCUGGAAAUGUGUGGAUACAUAUGAAUACGAGCACAAGCAGUUAUAGCUGCAGACAAAUGAACUGCCGACAUCUUAGGAGCUUUCCAGUCAUCGUCGUCAGCAAAGCUACUAUUGGUAAUGUAAUUGACAAUAUAAUAAUGAUCGGUAAGCUUCUCCGCUGAUUGAAAACUAUCCUUAUUCAUAAAUUCUUCAUAUUUAUUUUGAUUGCAGAUCUCUGUUACUGUACUUUCAGGAUUCAUACCAAAUCUACCAUAGAGAGAGUGAAUUAGAAUCUUAUAAAUCGCUUCAUCACCUGAUUUCUUGGAUUCUAGUCUGCUUUCAUAGAGGUGUGAGACAAAGCCUUUGAAAGGACUGGCCUUCUUCUCAAACAAAUAACCCCUAAGAGGAAUUAUAUGAUAACCUAAAUGACGCGCAAACUUCAACUCUUCGCUAUAAAAGACUCCAACGAAUUUUCCUGUAGGCAAGUACCAGUUUGAUCCUUAUAAGGUAAGAAUGGACGUGAUAUAUUAGUAGGACAUACUACAUAGGCCUCAAUAAAUCCAAACAAGCUAUCUAAUUCGACGCUCUCCAAAUUCUUCUUCCAGACAGGUAUACCACAAGGCAUCGGAUAUUCUUUCAUAAUAUAAGGAUAUAAAGAGUUCACAUCAUAAUAGUAUAGAUUCUCACCAUAGGGCUUAUAGACAUCAGCAUGACCACCAUAAUAGCCACGCCUAAUAAAGGUGUCUUGGUUCCUUGUAGGUAAAUGAAUAUGAAAGGACUCAUCAUCCAAAUAAUUCUGACGAAAGAUUUGAAGGGAAAGCGAUGACAAUGUCAUCACAUCCUCGAUAUCAAUAUUAUACUUUUCCCAAUUCAUCUCUUGCGCCUUCAACAUCACACCACCUAAGAUAAGGAUAUCUUGUCGAAGAUAGUUUAUCAAAUCCUCACUAUGACCCUGAAGAUUAGACACUUCCAAUUCUGAAUGUGGGAUAGAACCUUUGGUACCUAAUUAAGGACAUAAUGUCUUCCCCAAUGAUUCAAGACUGUUAGGGCAUGAAUCUCUGAAACGUAAUAAGAGCUUACCACCCAUAUAGACUUUCAACUCGUAAAGUUUAUGAUUCCUCAUCAAUGUUUUCAUUCUAUACGGAUUACCACGAUCAGCAUAAUACCUCAGAAUGAUAAUUCGGGCAAAAUUAUGGCGAACACGAGGAUUUUUAUUCACAUAGACCUCAAAAUGAGAGAGAAAUUAAAAUAACAUUCUUUGACUCCUAUCUUCAAAGUGAGGAUUUAAAUGGAUUUUAUUCUCACUUAAAAAGGUUUUGAUCGAAUAUUCAGGUAGGGAUGUAAGAUCAUCACCAGGAUUCACCACUAAGUAACCAGCUGCGUAAGGUACAUGAACACUAUUUACUAGUAUAGUCUCUAUAUCGGCUACAAUGAAAGAACGACAUUAUGUUCCCCUACCUUUGAUUGCCUUUAUUUUAGUGGGAAUACGACUAUCUUUAUACUUCAGUGAUUUCACUUCUGGUAGUUCACAACUUCCUAUUUAUGACUCCAUUACAUUGUGAAUAUUAGUAAGAAUAGCUGAUGAUAUCUCAUUAGGAAAGUCUAUGAAUUGAUGGGAAUCCUUUUUUUCAUAAUAGAUACGAAUAAAGACACCUUUCAUCACUGCAUCCUGAUAUUGUUCACCAUAUAACUGAACUAGUUGAGCAAUCAUAUCAUAUAUCUUAUUCUUUGGUACACGAUUACCAAAUUGAUCACACAAUGGUAUAGCCUUUCCUAAAGUCAAUGAAAAAUAACUGGAUGAAGGGUAUAUCCUAUAGUCAAUUUCAAAUAUGAAGUAUCAAUAUUGUAAGCCUAAUGUUCAAAACUCAAAAUCAAUAGCUCGAGGGUAUGGGUAUAUAAAACCCAUAGAAGCAUAGAUAGAACCAGGAUCAAUAUAUUUCCGAAUCAAUGCUACUUCUUAAACGUUCCCAAUAUCCAUAAAAAUGAUGGGAGAUAGAUGAAUCAAACCUAUUGCUAAUAUCGCUCAUUAUAUCUUUUGUCCGCGUAGUAUAGGCCCUAGAAGAAGUGCUAACCCCCCAAAACGUAGAACAUAACAAAGUCUUACCAACAAUUCCAAAUAACGUACCAUCAUAUCCAAACCUAGAACAUAACAUAGUAGUACCUUGCCUUAUUAAGGGUAAGACAGUCCCUUGAUUUCUUUUUAUUUUCCCUAAAUCCAAACCUAGAACAUAACAUAGUAGUACCUUGCCUUAUUAUUUUGGCUAGGUGUAUUUUCUCCUAGCUAUCAAUGCUAUACGGUCUAGAUAGUCGGACAUCAUCUUAUUGCUCCUUUUUUGGAUUGUAUCAUAGAGAAACAAUGGAUAAUCUUCACUGUAAUACGUUUCUAUACUCCUGCACAUAUCUUCAGAUAUCACAUCAUCAGGUUCUACCAAUAACAAACCUGCUGCAUAGGGUACAUGAAUAUCGUUGAUGAGUACUGUCUCUAUAUCGGCGACCAGAAAGGGUUGCCUUUCCUUACUAGUGGGUUCGAGUGAUUUCAUAUACUUGAGGUACUUAUGUUUACGGUUUUCUAUCUUUUAAGCCUCCCUAUGUUCCACCAAUUCAUAACUGAGCAGGUAAGCUAUAUGAUCAUUAGAUCAUUCUAGUGGUUUAUUUGAUUUCAUAUCUAAUACAUAGAUUCGAAUAUAGAUGCUAGUUAUCAAUGAUUUCUCGUACGCCUCGGCCUUCUGCCUCACAUAGUUCUCCACUAAACUAGAUACAGGUAAAUCUUGACCUCCUUCCCGAUAGAUUCUAGCUUGACUUAGAGCAAAGGGUACUUCCCCAUUUGGUAUUUUCAUUACAUAAUGAAUUGUCAACUUACUGAUUCACGAUUUUCAUGAUUUCGAGAAUUGCGUAUAGUAAGGGAUGACACCGCACGUAUAGGCAAAUAGGAUGAUUGCUCUCUUCCAGUGAUUGGUAGAUUGAUCUAAUCGUAUAAAUCAUUCAGUCAAGUGGAAACGGAAAUGCCGUAUGUAAAGUGAAAGUAAAGGAAGACUCUCCCAGACGGCACGUUUACAAGUUCGCGCCCGUCUAAUUGAUUUCGUAAGUGAUGUGAGACCUCUAGAUUGGAAUUCCAUUUUUCCCUUAGGAUUCGCGUGCUCGAAGCGCUGUGAAUUCGUUGGUUGAUUUGUUGACCAACUGCAUGGGCGCCUUGUGUCAUUAGGUUCGUGUUCAGUUUAUGUUUGAAAGAGAGCUUUAGCCAUGCGAAAAACCAAGGUCAUUUCCGACAAAGAAGUCCCUCUUCUGGGGACAAGUCUUCCUUCAUUGGGGGAGCAUAAUGAAAAAAAGAAACCGGAAAUGAAUAAGUUCUUCUUUCUAAUAAUAGAGGUGUUCUCUCUUAUGCACUUCGUAAUCCAAGUGUUGGUGCUUUUUUUGACGGGAUUUAUAUAAAAUAGAAUUUCCAAACCCUUUCAAUUUCUUAUUUGACUAUGUUCAAUAUUUGAAGUAGCAAGAUUUAGCUCAUAAUAAAUGAAAAGUUGCUCCGCCAAGAGCCUUGAGCAUUGUACAAGGGCGUGCUGUAGGAGUAACCCAUUACCUUCUGGGUGGAAUUGCCACAACAUGGGCAUUCUUCUUAGCACGAAUUAUUGCAGUCGGAUAAUGGCUAGGAGGAUUUGAAAGGCAUUAUGGCAGUAAGAUUUCCAAGGUUUAGCCAAGGCUUAGCUCAGGACCCCACUACUCGUCGUAUUUGGUUUGGUAUUGCUACCGCACAUGACUUCGAGAGUCAUGAUGAUAUUACAGAGGAACGUCUUUAUCAGAAGAUUUUUGCUUCGCACUUCGGUCAAUUGGCAAUAAUUUUUUUGUGGACUUCUGGCAGCAAGGAAAUUUUGAGUCGUGGGUACAGGACCCUUUACAUGUAAGACCUAUUGCUCAUGCAAUUUGGGAUCCUCAUUUUGGUCAACCAGCCGUGGAAGCUUUUACUAGAGGGGGUACCCUUGGCCCGGUGAAUAUCGCUUAUUCUGGUGUUUAUCAGUGGUGGUAUACAAUCGGGUUACGCACUAAUGAAGAUCUUUAUACUGGAGCUAUUUUUAUAUUAUUGAUUUAUGCCAUUUCCUUAGUAGCAGGUUGGUUACACCUACAACCGAAGUGGAAACCGAGCGUUUCAUGGUUCAAAAAUGCCGAAUCCCGCUUGAAUCAUCAUUUGUCAGGACUCUUUGGCGUAAGUUCCUUGGCUUGGACAGGGCAUUUAGUACAUGUUGCGAUUCCUGCGUCCAGAGGGGAGUACGUUCGAUGGAAUAAUUUAUUAGAUGUAUUACCGCACCCUCAAGGAUUAGGCCCACUUUUGACAGGUCAGUGGAAUCUUUAUGCUCAAAAUACCGAUUCAAGUAGUAAUUUAUUUGGUACCUCCCAAGGAGCAGGAACUGCCAUUCUAACGCUUCUCGGAGGAUUUCAUCCCCAAACGCAAAGUUUAUGGCUGACCGAUAUUGCACACCAUCAUUUAGCUAUUACAUUGAUUUUUCUCGUUGCUGGUCAUAUGUAUAGAACCAAUUUCGGGAAUAGUAUGAAAGAUCUUUUAGAUGCACAUAUUCCUCCGGGAGGACGACUAGGUCGUGGGCAUAAGGGUCUUUAUGACACAAUCAAGAAUUCGCUUCAUUUUCAAUUAGGCCUUGCUCUAGUUACCGACAGCAGCUCCCGCUGAAGCAAUUGUAGCAGCUCCGGCACCCAUUGAUUACUUCCUUGGAAUUAGGGGUUAUUACUUCCUUGGAAGCUAAACACAUGUACUCUUUACCUGCUUAUGCAUUCAUAGCACAAUACUUUACUACUCAAGCUGCAUUAUAUACCCAUCACCAAUAUAUCGCAGGAUUCAUCAUGAAUUUGCUCAUGGAGCUCUAUUUUGAAUUAGAGAUUACAAUCCGGAGCAAAAUGAAGAGAAUGUAUUGGCAAGAAUGUUAGAUCAUAAAGAAGCUAUCAUAUCUCAUUUCAGUUGGGCUAGUCUCUUUUUUGGAUUCCAUACCUUGGGACUUUAUGUUCAUAAUGAUGUCAUGCUUGCCUUCUUCUCAAACAAAUAUCCCCGGAGAAGCAAAUCUUGAUCGAACCUAGAUUUGCUCAAUGGAUACAAUCCGCUCAUGGUCAAACUUCAUAUGGGUUCGAUGUACUUUUGUCUUCAACGAGCGGACCGGCAUUCAAUGCGGGCCGAAGCAUCUGGUUGCCGGGUUGGUGAAAUGCUGUUAAUGAAAACAUUCAUUCAUUAUUCUGAACAAUUGGAAACACAUCACAUUAUGGCAGGGUAACGUUUCACAGUUGAAUGAAUCUUCCACUUAUUUGAUGGGCUGGUUAAGAGAUUAUUUAGGGUUCAACUCUUCACAACUUAUCAAUGGAUAUAACCCUUUUGGUAUGAAUAGUUUAUCGGUCUGGGCAUGGAUGUUCUUAUUGGAAGGUUUUAGUUGCAGUGAAUGAAGAUUUCUUCUUGUGCGGGGUUCUGAAUUUAUUGAAACUUUAGCAUGGACUUUGGCGAAUUUGAUUCGCUGGAGAGAGAAACCAGUGGCCCUUUCUAUUGUGCAAGCAAGAUGAGUUGGAUUAGCCCACUUUUAUGUAGGUUAUAUAUUCACUUAUGCUGCUUUCUUAAUUGCCUCUACAUCGGGUCAAUUUGGUUCAUUUGAAUGUGUUGUAUCCGCGAUAAUAGAAUUUAUUUGGAGGGGGGGAUUCACCUUAUUAUAUUUCUACAUCUAGGAUUAGACUUGUAUUAUGGAUACGAUACUAAUACUCAACCAUUAUGGCAAGGAAAAGUUUGAUUCAGAGGGAUUUGAACUGAAAUCUCAUUUGAUUCGUCGAUCCUCAAAAAAAGAAAUAAGCAAAGUUCCUUAGUCUUAGUAAAGACUAAGAUCUUGAAACCUUCGUUGAGUGACAAAUGGGAAAUUUAUGGAAAGUGACAAUCCCCACCGCGGAAUAGUGCACCUACACGCCUUCGUCGACGUUGUUUUUUUACCGAGAGCUAACUAUCGAGACUUUGGACUAUCCGGACACAUACUUCGUGAAAUGGUUCAAGCAUGCCUAUUGCCAGGAGCAAAAAGAUCGAGUUGGUAAGGAUUCACGCUUCAUUUCUAAGGCUAAAGCCCCUUGACCUUUCUGUAUAAAUGGGUUAUUCUAUUUGUACAGAUAGGGUAGGGGGGCGCAUUCAACCCUUGUUUAUCUAUUAGUUUUCAGUUUUGAUCUUGGGUAGAGCAGUUUGGUAGCUCGUAAGGCUCAUAACCUUGAGGUCACGGGUUCAAAUCCUGUCUCCGCAACAUCGUGUUUUGCCAAACAAUUUGACAUUGAACUAGUAAUUCAAUAACACACCGUUUUUUGGGGUGGAAGGAAAGGUGGGGGAACCCGUAGGAAGGGGGGACGACCCGCCGAAUUCACAUCAGAAAUCGCCAACAUGAACACAAACGAAAUCUUGAAUUGCGUAUAGAAACAAAGCGAACCACUUCUAUUCUCGGAGCUGAGGUAUAUGAGGAAUGGCUUUUUGGUCCCUUUCGUCCAGUGGUUAGGACAUCGUCUUUUCAUGUCGAAGACACGGGUUCGAUUCCCGUAAGGGAUAGGUACUCAUUCCCGGCCGCUUUCAGUUAGUGUUCAUUGCUGAGUGAUCGCUCGGCUUGGUCCGGAAGCUUCCUUUCUCCCAGCCGACCCGAAAGUCAUUUCAAAUGAAAGAAGAAUCUGUGUGCACUAUCUAUGGAGUGGAGUGACUAUCCUGAAUCUCCUCUCCCCCUUUUUGCCUUCGGCUAUUACCGGCUGGCAAGGCUUGGCCCAACAUUGGAUUUUUUUUAAAACAACCAACAUUCACUAUUUUUGGAAAGGAACGAAUGCAGGCUUUCCACCGGUUCUUUAAAGCUAUCAAUCCCCGCUUCUCCCUCUCGCAUCGGUUCUGCAUCAGAUGAUGAGCCCAUGCGAAAACUUUCUCUUUUAUUGGCUAUUAGAUUGAGUCGAAAGCUUACCAACGCAUAAAGGUUCCGAUUCGAGCGAGAGCCCAAACGGGUGAGGCGAGAAGUCUAUUUCCAUGUGGUCUGUUUGAUAACUACUUUUCAAAAUUCGAUCAAAUCGAUCGAGAAUGUCAUCAUCUGUUAGGUGGGCCAACCGACCGACCGAGUUGGGCUGGGCGUCCAUGUCACAGAACCUUUCUCUAGCCAAGAAUCCCAUUUCGGGGCGGAUCCUUAUUGUAAUAAACUGCAUGAAUCUAUAUUACAGUUAGUGAAUAUCCCUUUAUAGUCAAAGGCAAAUGCAAAAUAGAUCGUUUUCACACUAAGAAAAAAACCUAGAAAAGAGGAAGAGUCACUAAGAAAAGAGAGCUAUAGGUAAGCAAGCAAGAAGGAGAGGUGCAAAAAGGCGAGGCAAGGGACUCUCCAUCUCUAGGAAGAUUGUGUCCAGGAUCUGGUAAUCUAAGCCUUGCUUCUUCUGGUCGACUCGUAUUAGCCUGUGCUUUAUUACAGGUAGUCAUUCCCCCGUUCCUACCGUCCAAAACAGGCCUAUGGAGUAUAGCCAAGUGGUAAGGCAUCGGUUUUUGGUACCGGCAUGCAAAGGUUCGAAUCCUUUUACUCCAGAUUAUGAACACCCGAUCGGAUCUGUCAAGAACGGGCUGACGACUACAGGGGAAGCGGCUGACUGCAGUCCCUGAGCCCAGUAGCAUGUAGCAAGCCUGCCAGUUUGACUUGAACCUACUUUGCUAAGAGAAGAGAGAGAAGGGAAAGACAGACGGAUCCUUCCAACCGCGGAAUUUCACACAAGACUGACUUCGGCCAGGUUCUUUUCUCAAUGUCAUUAUCUUCCUCACCUUAGCCCUGUGCUAUCAUUUGUAUAAUGUGGUUCGGAAGGAUUUGUUUUUGAUUUCGUGUUGAUCGUGAGAGCUUUCAAUUCAUACAUAGAGUAGUAGCUCAUGUUAGACUGAUGAGCGAGGCCCCUAGCGAUAGGGGGAAAGAGGGCUCCUUUCGACCAGAUUACUAGCUUUCAUUCAUUCAAAGUAAAGGAACUUAUUUAAGAAAAUGAGUCAUGAACUACAUGGGUCUUAUACCUUCUUCCUUGGUAUGUCAGAUAGGUUAUGUAGGCGUACAACUCUUCCUAGGUUGUAUUCGAUCUAGAAUGACUAAAGAAUCUAUUAGUAGGAUGUCUAAUAUUACCAGAAUACCUUAUUUCCCUUAAUAAAUGGGCCAGAUUCAAGUUGUUUUCCAGUUCAAACCAGCUAGUAUCAAUAUGCUUUCAAGCCUGAGUAUUUGAAGCAAGUUUCUAGUCUCAUACCUGUAAUCGCAUAUUACCUGUACAUUAUGUCUUUUCUUUUAUUGGCAUUGUCCGAGUGUAUUUCAUACUUUCAUCCUGUACAGCCAAGACAUCUAGUUUCAGUCCUUAGGAAAGCAAGUUCUAAAACAGUUGAAGCAAGGGCUUGAUAGAGCAGCUAGAGAUAGACGCUUUGGAUAGAGCUAGUGAGAGAUUAGGCAUGUAGUCCUUCUCCUGGCAUUUAUGCUUACCUAGGGUAGCCUGCCAUUGAUCUAGUUCUUGGGAUGAAAUGAAAGGUAUGUAAUCACUCUCCCUAGUAGUCGAGUGCUUCCUUAUGUCUUUCUGUUUCAUUCAGCAGGAACCGAACCUGCCUGACUAUGCUUGACCUUCAAGCUUUCGUUCAACAGUAAGGGAUUCCCUCACCUCUUGAUCCUCGACAUCUGGUCCCUUAAAAGACGAAUAAUAUUAGCUGCUUCCGGGCGAUGGUUCCAGCAAUGGAAUAAGUAACGUAGGCGGGGUAGCACCCCUCCGAUUAUAUAGCCAGUAUCCCUACAGGUAUGGGCACGUAUCCACUCUCUUUCAAAAUCAAAUAAGUCUAGGAAAGAAAAAGGAGGUCUGGACGACAACCAUUCCUUGAAUUUGGUUCAGGCAAAGCGAUAGACCCAGAAAGGAAGGAGUGUGGAAGCCACUCGUCUCCAAAGAGGAGGAAUACUGGACUGAGCCGAACUGUAAAAGAGUCAUCGACUGUGGAACUAGGAGUGAUUCUCGGAACUUUCACCAUAGAGAGGUUAGAAUAGACUCGACUGAAAGGAGAGGGGAAAGUGAAAUCAAUUUAUAAUGAAGAGUAGGCUUACUAUAUACCGAAGCUCUUCAACUAAGUCACGUAGGAGACCAAAAGAUCUCCUAUUUUGAUGCUGCAAAGCAAGAAAUCCGUUCACAGCAGCAACAACAGCAUCAGGUCAGCUGGCGAGACCCCUUAUUGAAUUUAGGCACAUCAAACCAAUCCCCUUCCCGAGAUGAGGCUAAGGUAGUUGGAAAGGAAGUAGGCAAGGAUCGUUCGCUAGAAUGAGCUUGAAUAGGGCUCCCUUCACUAUAAAUCAGCUAGAGAUAUGCUGCUCUAAAGACAUUAGGGGAGUUCAUUCGAAGGGGGAUGAAGGUCGCAAGGUGGGAUUGACCAACAGGAGGGAUUAUAUGGGCUAUUUGCCUUAACUGAAUCAGUAGUAUAAGCUACUCAAUGAGAGGAGACAUUCGGGCGUUCUAACGCUUAAUCCGUUACAGCAACUUCAAAGAUAGAAGAAUUAAAUGCGCAUACAAGCUCGCUUUAGGUGGCCAUUCUACUUCGGGACAAUGGGAAACUAGUCUCAUGGCUGCAUGCUCUUCUUCCCGAUCCCGAUUUCCGAGUUAUAUAGCCUGGAUGGGAGCAGCAGUGAAAAUACCUCUUCUUAGUGGAGCUCCUUGUUCUAUUUGAGUAGCUUGGUUUGGUUAGCAGCUUGGAGUUUAGUAAUUGCCUGUAGUAAAGCCUGCUGUUAUAAGGCUUUGGGGUAAGCACGCAAGCAGCAUUUGAUGUGGGAGUAAAGGCAAAGAAAGGGUUUGGUAGCUAGAACCAGGGACUAUCCUUAUAAGAUCUAACUCGUCUCCUUAUCCUCAAGGUAUGAGAUAGCUCCUUUAGUGAAGUAACUAAUAAAGCAAGGAGAAGCGAUUUGCAUACUUGGGAUUAGCUUAUGAUUUUGGAGUAGCCUGUAGCUAUAUUUGUGGCUGUAGUUAGAGAGGGCUUGCAAAGGACAUCUGUCCCAGUUAGAUGACUUAAGGAGUGAAAAAAAGAAAAAGAAUAGGGGCCAUAUUGGUGAAGUCAUGUUAGUUGUGGUUCACAGCAGAACCAAAGCAGAAUGACUGACCCUGCCUCCAAAGAGGAAGGUGCAUUCCUUGUUAUAUCCCAUAGCUUGCUGAGACCGGAGAUAGGGUCCCCUCAGAUAUGACGAUAGGUACGUUCCUGCCAAACAUGUUAAUAAUCUAGGUUUCCCUAUGGGCAUAUCCCAGGUUUCCAAUAUGAUCUUCAAAUAGACAAUCACACACAAAAAAGCUAAAAAAGAGCUCGACGAGUAACGAAGACUUCAAAACAAAAAGCAGUCCCGUCCUUCUCCUUUCCUCUAGUGCGGAGAGAAUUCCACAGCUGCGGGACAGGGGUCAACGUAGAUAACAUUAGGCUGAGCGCAGCCAUCAGAAAGACCUCGAGCGAACAAAGACCGGAACUAACUGCUCGCUCAAUGCGCAGAACCCUUCGGAAUGGGAUCAAAGCCCGACGAACCCAUAGUAGCUUCACUUGUCUAUCCGCCAGCACCAUAAAGCUGAUACCGAGGCAUUUGAACCGGUACCCGCUCCUCUCCUUAUCAGUCGAGUGGCUUCCGCUCCUCUACUCUAGUGCCUAGUGAGACUAUCCAGCUACGGGCCUUCUUUUCCAAUGAGUACUCUCCUCUCGGGGGAAGGGUCUUAUCGGGUGGAAAGAGGUCUUAUCCGUAUUACUUGCAACUGGGUACUGCCCGAUUUCGUUCCCGAUUAGCUCUUAUAUCUUAUAUUGGUCUAUAUAACUAUAAAAGGGAAUAACAAGCAAAAGUAAAAGCCCCUAAUGGCAACUUGAGAGGCAUCUUAGAGGUGCCACCGGCUGACUUCCUAUCUCUUAUCUGGGCUCAAAAAAUACGAUUCUAUCCAAUUUCCCUUUUAGGGUCUUCUAUAAUUUGCCUUUUUCAGUAUCUGAUCUUCACUUAAAUAGUGAGCGCGGACGGAACCAAAAGUGAAGUGACUUUUGGCCCUGAAAACACAGUUAGAAUUUCUUUUGUUACCGCUAAGAGUCAUUUUGGGUGGCUGUCUUUCUUUUUUCUUUCUAUAAAGGAAGAAGAGAAGGCUAGCGAUGACUUCAAAGAUCUAGCAUCAGUCUAGAGAUCUCCCUAUGGGACCUUAUGGAGAAAAACUGGGAUCGCUGAAGCGGUAGAAAAAUCUUGAAGAGCGAACGUUACCUUCAUUCAAGCUUUGGUUCUUUAUUGGUCCCCCGAGACUAAGACUUUGAUUUUCCUUGGGGGAAUUUCGAGGACGCGCUUUCGGAUAUACCGCCGUAGGCUUUUCUCCUGAUCGAGAAAGAGCGUUUACCUCGCUGCUAGGAAGAGAGGAAGGAACAUGAGGCAUCCUUCUUUCAGGAGCUCAGACUCCAGUUCGAUCGUUAGAAGGAAGGCGAGUGCGGAGGCAAAGUGAAUUCUGAACGGUCUGUGCCUGAAACUGAACUCACUUCUUUUUCGAUUUAUAGAUUUAUAUUAGGCAUCCCCAGUUGGGGCUAUGGCAGAUGGAUGAAUUGAAUUUAAUGCAUUGCUUCCUACUCAUACUUUCACUUUGGCGAAUUCCAAGCAAAAAAGGAGUGGGUUUGAAGUGGAUUGACAAGAUUCAGCAUUGGUCUUUGGAGCGUUAUAAAGCGCGCCUUCUAGUCCAAGGUUUCACUAAAGCAUUUCUUUCUCAUAAACAACUGCCCCGUCUGCACUUUCAAAAGACUUUUGGCCACAUCCGUCAAGUAUCCUGCUGCGCGCUAAGCAAUAAUCCGUCUCUCGAAUUCUGACACCAACCUUCUCAUAGGUGGAACACACUGCCGACAGAUUCGUCAUGGCUUCCUAACUAAAUCCCUGAACCCCACAAAGGCAAAGUCAAAGCAAAACAUUAGAUCAAGAGAUUGCUUCCAAGGCAUCGGCAUCUUUUCUCUAGGCCCAGAUCCUUUUGUUGUUUUCGAUAGUCUGUAGAUAGUGCCUGAAACACCAGUAAGAAAGGCAUUUAUACCCGAAAUAACAUAAAUAAUGGCAAUAUGGAAAGCUCACACCAAAAACGAGGUCUUUCGACUUACUUGGUGGCUGGGUCAAAGCGGGAUGAUCGUUCUACCGCCUUGAGGUUUUGAAUGAGGGGCCUUUACACUUAUAAGUUAGCUUCAACUAAAAAAGGGACGGAAAGCUUCGGGCUGAGAGAUUAGAAUAAGUGCCACGGCUCGAGUUGCAAGCAUAGACUCAGGAGGUGCUGUCCUGGGCUAUCCAACAGAUUGGACCAGGAUUUGCUGGUUCGAGAUGAUAAACUGAACCUUGUGGUCCAGUUAGUCCUGACGCGUCUCCGAAAGUGGCUGCGGGAUCAAGGCCUGUGAGAGCUCUCUUCGCUACGAUCUUUCGGAAAUCUUUCUUAUUCACCUUUGUAAUUCAUGUUUCAAUCGGCGAUACACAAACCUAAUCCUUUCACUGAACACCAACCCCAUUUCGACGAAAAAGAAAAGCCUUGCGCUUGGAUGGCGUAUUUCUUUCUUUUUAUCUUCCUCUCCCUAUGCCUUUACUUGAUAGGGGCGUCUUCAAACCUUUUAUAAAAUAAAUGAUCUGCCCUACUGUCUGUGGUAAGUCAGUCUGGUUUGCCUGUGAAUCCAGCUUUCGAUCGCUUACUGUACUCUUUGUUCUGUCUCGCCUUGAGCUUGCGCCUGCUAUUCAUUCUUUUAUGCCUUUCGCCCGGUAAGGACUUAAACAAUCGAAAACGGAUGAAAUAGCAUCGGAGUCGAGAACAGCGCAUAUUCCAACAAGACCAUCAACUGCGGGUAGGCUUCAAGCUCCUACUCAUAGCCGCUCUAUGUACUAAUUCCAAGCACAGAGAAGACGCUAUAGGUCUUUGUUGGUGUGUAGAGUAGACGGUGUUUGAAAGAACCCUUUUUUGCCGAGCAAACUAGAAAUUGCAUAAGAAAGGUAGGUCGGAUCAACGCGUAGAGAAAUGCUUGAUCACGCAUUGACUGGCUAUUCAAAUUCAAAUCUUCUUCGUGCUGCUGGUAGUUUUGAAGGGCUUUGUCUUUCGAUGUAGUUCCGCUUCUUCACGUGACGGAAAAAAGUAGGUUCAUAAUGAGAAAGGGAUUUGCUCAAGCUGUUUCCAUUGUGGUCGGUUCUACUGCUAUUACCACUGCUGCUGCACCCUUAUCCCAACCAAGCCGCAGAAAGCUGGAGAUUUGGACCUUGGUGUUCGAGUGUUUGAAGCGGCAGCAGAAGAAUCUUAUCAAAAUGGAUGGACUAGUUAGGGGAGUCAUUGCACAAAGAUUCUAUACCAAUAGAAUACACAAUGAUUCUAUACAAAAAAAUAGAGAGAGCCAUAAGACCAGAUGCCAACAACUUAUGACACUCAAUAGGACUCAAGCCUCCAUAUAUAUCCAUCCUAGAGCUCCUACAAACCUCUCCUAAGACCAGGAAGAAGUUAUUUUCUUGGCCGAUGCCCAGAUACCUGUAGAAAGCACCCCUACUUACCUAGAGAAUGUGGUAGGAAUUCUCACUGCACCGAUGGCCAUAUCCUUCUCAAAUGAUGACCUACCCAAUGGUAAGCUAUCUCCCCAUAUCAGAGCCCUGAACUGAACUCUUCUUAUCGGCAAUCGUUCUAUCUCUCGAGUUCAAAAACCCUCAACAUCUGCCUAUUUAGGGUUGUGGAGAGCCCACUUGAUCUUUUUGUGGCUUUGCCGAAGUUAUUGCUUUUUUAGUAAGGUAGGCCUAAUACGAAUUGAAGUAUGUUGAUAGCGCCAGUGAAUGUGAAUAGAAUAAUAGUAGCAUGCAUCCCUCCUAAUUGUCAAGGUUUUCGAUAGAUCUUGUCUAGUAAGGCAGGCAGGUACCUAAGAGCCGGAUCAAAGACCAAUAGCAAGGAAAUGCAACCUGAGGGGUACUUUGUGGAGAUUUAGCCUGCGCAAGUUCGUUUACUCACAAAGUCUUGGUUCAAAAUAGGACCGAUUUGGGUAUGAGGCACCUCGAAAAGGCGUGAAACCUACGAAUUUUUCCCAGAGGUCUCAGAGAGUAAAAAUCAUAGUGAGUGGCCGAGGUUCAAAUGGGUAUUCGAAUUGAUGCAAUUCCUUCUAGCCCUGAAUCUGUUCAUGCUAAGAUCGGGAAGGACGCAUCUAACAGCUACUUAGAGAUGGCAAGGCAAAGGUAAUCAGGGCUAUUGGCCUACUCGAGACAUUGAAUAGUGUCUCAAGCAGCAGGCGCAUUCGAGAACAUCUGUGCGGGGAUAUCUAAACUAUUGGAUUCACCUCAGAGAAAGCACUUUACUGUUUGACCCGUAUCCGAGGGUCACUUCUCUUAAGACAGGCCUUGGAUCGCGAAGACCCGAACCGCUUCGUGGGCUGCUCCUUCUUCCUUGAUAGAAUAGCAAGGAACCCAGAGUCUGUGGGAGGCUUAUUACUUCAACUAGUCCCCAUGUUCCUCAAACGGAUCUCUUAGUUGUUGAGAAGGUUGCCCAAAAGCGGUAUAUAAGGAUAUAAGGCGUACCAGUCAAUAAACCAGAUAUAAAGAUGAAAGAUGGCUACUUUCGCUUCACUACGUAUCUAAUCUCCUAAGCUUUUGGUGCUGCUAGAAAGCGUUCAACCGGCCAGAUCUACUGAAUCAACAGAAAGAUACAUAGGUUUGAGAAAGGAAGACUCACUAACUGAGAAACUCAUUUAUCAGUUCGAGGUCGACUAGAUCGAGAUCUUCGAUCAACAUCCUUACUAUCCAUGGUAAUACCCAACAUGGGACCCCCUUAGACUUAGAUAAGAACGACUAUCUAAUUCAUGAUGCCAAUAAACCUUAGGUGCCCGUACGUACUACCCGUCAUACCCUUUCACGACAGAUACCGUUAGAGCGAGCGGUAGAUCGAAGAUAAAAUAUUAGACUAGAAGAAAUAGGUACGAAAUACAUAGUUCAACUCAUUUCCCUCUCCCGUUGGUCGAGUCACUUCGUACCUCUGGUGGUGCUUCCACGGGUUAAGGAGAUAUGAAAUAUCUUCCAGCAGUGAGUGUCCCGCAUUGCCUUCCCGACUUAGCCUUCUUGGGCCCUUUUCAUGAUGGGUUUUCGGCAGUUUCCUCCAAUCCUCACCCCGUUCCCUGAUGGUUGGCCUACGAACUGCUUGAGUUUGUGGACUUCUAGUCUGACAUCCACUGCUUGGUGUCUCAGGUCGAUGUUGCUGGCCUUAGGUGGGCUUAACCCCUCUUUCUCCUCUGAAAGGUACGAUUUGAAUUUCUCGGUGCAGUUUCAAAUAGAAAUCUAAGCCAAACUAAUAAUAACUAAUAAUAGAUGUAGAUGCGCGUCCUUUUUAAUGAAAAAGCAAAGACUUCCUGGCGAGACCCUUUCCCGCCAAUACUCGAAGGGUGCUUUCUCCUCAAUAUAGUCUAUGAGAAUAUGAGAACGUUUUUCUGACCAACUCUCAUGGCUUUAGGAGGGGGCGGGCCCCUAAGCUAGCUCCCGCCUUCUUCCGGAUUUGCUCCUAAAUUCCAGCUAUGAUCGACCUUUCGAAUGAAUGAAGUUAGAAGCUAAGGGAGUGAAAGCCUUCUUUCGAAACCAAGUCGUAGUGACGAAAGGUACGAAGAGGUACGUAGUCUCUGCGCUUCGUUGAACAUAGUGAAACUCAUUCGGACCGCGUUCGUCUUAGAGCACCAGUCAAGCUCAUCACUAGGUAACGAAUGAGUCGAAACAGAUGGUGAUCAGAGGUGGACAGCUGGUGGAGCAAGGGCUGAGGCUUUAGUGUUUCAAAUCCAUUAAGCAGAAUAUAGGGCUGCCACCCUUUGAUCGUGCAUCUUCCUUACUGCCUUCUUGGGGCAUUCUCUCACAGGCUGCAUAGAGUCUUUGAAUAAAAUGACUCUCUCUGGGGACGCAAAUAUCUAUACCUGUUCUGUAAGCCAUAAGGAGAAAGUCUUCUUCAACGAGCCCUUCAUCCCAAGUUAUGAGGUAAGGAUCUCCUUCUUGCUAUGGAGGAGCAACCCACAUGUGUUAGAGAUUCCUAAGCAAUAAGAAUUCUAUCUACCGGACCUUCCACUCCUUCUUGAGAGAGCAAGGCUUCAACUCCCACUCCCUAUUGAUUCAAUUUUGAUCUUGGGUGCUUGCCAACCAGCUGGAUUAAGGGAUUCACGCACAGGCUCUCUUCCCCUCCCUUGCUCCCGAAUACGAUUUAAGGAUCCACCUUUGGUACCGAUUAGAUGGUACAUAUUAGAGAGAUAAGAACAAGCUUGGCAGCCUUGGUGCGCUCCCCAGUUAUAUUCCUGUGGAUGAUAGCAAGCAAGGAAGAGCGAAGCUCUUCUCCCUUUCUUCAGUUGGUUCGGGACGCAUUACGAUAGCUAGGCCGGGUGGGAUUAUCUAUCGGAUGGUUAUUCAUCAAGUGGAUCCUUUGCCCCUGACCUAUGAAGUUCGUUUCACUUUCACUUUCUUUCACUUAGAGUUGAUAAACGAAAUGAGUUACACUCAUUUGAAACGGCGACUACGUACCUUUCAGUCGAGUCACUUCGUACCUCUUUGACUUAGGAGUUCCAGCGGCCAAUUAUGCGACAAUAUAGGCUGAGCGAGAAUAGCAUAAGUGUGUUAUUAGCAUUUGAAAGAACAAGGUUUGGCAAGUAAACGAGGAAUUUCUUACAGUAAGAUAGAAAGCAGGCUAGUCUCCGAAAAUGCCCCGGACCGUGUCGUUUGGAACAAGUAAGAUUUCUCAGGGUAGAAGGCCUUUCCUUGAAAGCGAGAAGGACUCCGCUUACUCACCAGGUUGACAGCGGCGGCGCGGCUACCCGAAAUAAAAAAUUGCUCUACACAGAGCGCGGAUAAAUGAAAAUUUCGUAUUCUAGUUGCAGACAAUAAAGUAGCUGUGACGUGAACUGCGCUGUGCUCAUCAAAGUGUUGGCUGCACCGAAAUCCCAUUCCCUUUUCCUUUGUGAGGAAAGCCCUCACCUUCUCUCUUCCAACCAGAAUGCUUUUAGGCGUUCUGGUUUUGCUUAUGCACACCGGGCUGCUUAGUCGGAAUAGGCAAGCGGUGUGCUAGAGGAAUACAUAGAUCAAUUCGAGAUGAAACGUCAGUUUGCAAUUUACCAAUAUGGUUCGCAGUUUUAUCCAACCGCUCCCACUCGUUAUUCACCCAGCGAUUGGCUUGAGUUUUCCUUUUCGGAAUCCUCGCCAUCAGAAAUAAGUACUUCUAUAGGGGCCCCACAGGUAGGCACUAGUAGUUCCGCUUCUGAGUCCGAUGCAUCAUUCACUGAGCAGCUUUCCCGUGAAGAUCUUUUUCAAAAGAUUGCUAGUGAACUACAGCAUCGGAUGAAUGACACUUCCUGACGGUAUCGAUUUGAAUUAUUUUAUCCAUUACAACUUGCUUGGCGAAGAAGAGGUGGGGGCGCUAGACCCCUCUCUUCUAGCCGAAGUUCUCACUGAUUUACAACUUCCCAGUCCAAUUAUCAGUUGGUACUGGGAGGAAGCCUUCAACUCCAUACUUUUAUUGCACGGUUGGAUUUUAUAACGUACAGCCAGUAAUUGUAAAUUUCGGAUAAGUUUCAAGUUAUAACAUAGCCCGACGUCAAGGUGAGACGCCCAGUCCAGCUCUUUAAGAAAGAAGGUUCGUCCUAGCUUAGUCGAAGUCUAAGGCAAAACCAGAAUCCCAACAGUGCUAAGCUAGUAGGAUUUCCUCUUGGAAAGAAAAGACUAGAUAAGCUAUCCAAUCAGUAGACAGGCUGGUAACUCUACGAGGUACGCAGUAACUCGACUGUAGGGAUCCCGUAGAAAGCCUUCUCCUAGAAUAUAGAAUCAUUGAACGGAGGAUAACAGCCGAGAAGGAUAUGAAAGACUACGGUUCAAAGCUUCCGAAGGAACUAGCUAGAGCGGGAUCUGCUGAACCUGAGGGAAUAAGGAAAGAAGCAAGCUUGGGUGCUUUAUUUCUUUUUGCUUGUAGCAUGAUAUGUAGGCUGAACACAAACCCAAUCGAAGUGAAACUCUCCUUUCCUUACUUGUUCCAAGUAAGAGAAUUGGCAUUACCUUCGAAAGGUAGGAGCUAAAAUCCGGCUCGGUUAGGGUAGACCCAGGGAAAGAGCUGUGCACAAAGGCUCACCGGCGAUCAUACCAUUGAAUAGGUUUCCAUGACCCGUACAUAAAUCGGGGCAGGGACAGGCUCCUCGAGCAGAUACCAUUACAAUGGAGAAGCUCAUCUUCCCAUUACCGGCGGAGAACUCAAGGGCUCCAAACUCCUUAGGUCUUGUUUUGUAAGCUUGAAGCUUUGAAACCUGUCGAAAUGAACUUACCACUCCACUAACCUAAGCUUACCAGAUCAAUUUCAUCACUACCGAAACCCGUACCGUACACGCCGCUUUCUCGGCUUCCCCUCUUUCCGACCCUCCCCGUACGCUUUGAGGGACUGAGCCUUCGGAUCCCACCCUUUAUUGGUCUUCUUUCCGCUGUCGCUGAGAAAUGCCCUCCUUUUGGCAUCGCAGAACCGAGACAGAUGGUUUUGGUAACAUUUCUAUUCUGUAUAAAAACCGCCUUAUCAGUGGAUCUCUCUACGUCCUAUCGUACCUCUAGCAAACAAUAAAGAUGAACUUCGAGCUGCUGAACCGAUGUUCUUGCUUUCCUAAUCUAAUCCAAGACCAAGGUUCUUUUUACUUGCUUACUUGGAACAAGUAAGGAAUGGAAUGCUUAAUACCUCUACAAUGAAUUCGUAUAAAAGAACUUUAUACAGCCCUAUAAGGUGAAGCAGGAUUUUUUUAAGCUACAGGUUUAAGCUUUCAAGCCAGAGCUAGUCUUCUUCCUACCAGAUCAUUAGACUUACCAUAAUAAUGCAAACAUAGUAUCGAAACCUUUCAAAACUAUUCUUCUUGGUGAUAGAAAAUUUUGUUAUUUAUGGCAUCAUAUCCAUAGUUAGCGCAUUCAUCAUAGUUCGCAGCUCCAGCUCCAUAUCAAGGUCACGCUCGAUAUCGUCACUAGUAAAAAACAAAAGCCCCUUAGCUUUGUUAUUAAGGAACUUGUUCAGAAAUACCCUAAUAUAAUAAAGGGAACAUAGGAGUUUGUCGCUAGGUAUUUGACCAAAUAAGAUCGUCCAAUACCCGAACUCUUGCUUUUCUUUUGCAAGUAUAAUAAAUUGAAGGACAGCUUUUUUGGAAGUAGUAAUUCUUCCAUGCCUUACGGAUAGAAAAGAGUAUGACGUCCCUAUGACUCCUUAAGGUAGUUUUCACUUAUUCUAACAAGUAGAAAGUAACUUGAGAUAGGGAGAGAUUUUCAUAAAAAUGGUGUCAGCAAGUUUCAAUAUAGUUCACAUAUCAGCUCUAUACAAGAAGGGCUCGUAAAGCGAAGAAGAGAGCAAUGGAUCGACUAAACUAGAAAUAUCGUAAUCGUAUAUAAAUAGAAUCUUACGCCCAAAGAUUCCAGUCCUUUCUGUUGGUCAACAACCAUCAGCAAUAUCCUAUCCCUUGUGUUAGUUAGAGUCAAACUAAAAAGUCCUUCCUCAUUUUUUUUUGGGGGGAGCGGAACCUUUUGAAGAAAGAAUCUAAAUUUAUCAUGUUUGAGCAGCUUUUCAAAUUACUGGAUAAGCAUAGCGUGUUUAUAAAAAGAUUAAUAGGCUCUAUUCUCUUAUAUUUAAUAUAUACUUUUGUUGUCCACCAUCAUACUCUUUAUAAAGUAAUGCGCUGGAACAACCGCAGUGGUUUGUUUUGUUCCCAAGUGCAUGUGGGACAUGAUGGGACAACACUGUGGUUCCAAGCCAUACCCAAGGAAGUGGGUACUGCGGGACCCACAGAUAGUUCUCUCUUUCUGGGGGAUCCAUUGAUCACCCUUUUUUCUAUGGAUCCUUUUGUAAUUUCGCUCAUGAUCAUGAUCGCUGUGUUAUUGAUUUUUAUUUUAUUUAGUAGCAAGAAAGAAGAUGGAAAGAAAGAAGAUGGAAUAACGGGUUGUGGAUCAUGGAAGCCGAAGUGAAUACUUUUGAAAUAUGGAGUGAUAACAUUUGAAUUUCUCUUACAUUCUUCGUUCCCGAAAUGGAUCCUAUUAAAUAUUUCACAUUUUCUAUGAUCAUCUCUAUUUCAGGUAUUCGGGGAAUCCUCCUUAAUAGACGAAAUAUUCCUAUUAUGUCAAUGCCAAUUGAAUCAAUGUUAUUAGCUGUGAAUUCGAACUUUUUGGUAUUUUCUGUUUCUUCGGAUGAUAUGAUGGGUCAAUCAUUUGCUUCAUUGGUUCCAACGGUGGCAGCUGCGGAAUCUGCUAUUGGGUUAGCUAUUUUCGUUAUUACUUUCCGAGUCCGAGGGACUAUUGCUGUAGAAUCUAUUAAUAGCAUUCAAGGUUAAACAUGACUCCUAGAGAGUGACCAAAAUACGAAGUUCUCUUCUUUCUUUUUGAUUUUGAGGGUCAGCCGAUUCUAAAGUGCUUUCUUCAACCACUUCCCGUUCAGUUGCUGAAAGAUAGAUAGAAAUAAGGCUUUCUAAAUGAGAUUGAGUUCGCAGGCUAUAAAGAUGCUAUUUGCUGCUAUUCUAUCUAUUUGUGCAUCAAGUUCGAAGAAAAUAUUAAUUUAUAAUGAAGAAAUGAUAGUAGCUCGUUGUUUUAUAGGCUUUAUCAUAUUCAGUCGGAAGAGUUUAGGUAAUACUUUCAAAAUGACUCUCGACGGGAGAAUCCAGGCUAUUCAGGAAGAAUCGCAGCAAUUCCCCAAUCCUAACGAAGUAGUUCCUCCGGAAUCCAAUGAACAACAACGAUUACUUAGGAACAGCUUGCGAAUUUGUGGCACCGUAGUAGAAUCAUUACCAAUGGCACGCUGUGCGCCUAAGUGCGAAAAGACAGUGCAAGCUUUGUUAUGCCGAAACCUAAAUGUGAAGUCAGCAACACUUCCAAAUGCCACUUCUUCCCGUCGCAUCCGUCUUCAGGACGAUAUAGCCAGAAGGGUUCACGUCUUAGUGGGGAAAAGAUUUAGCCCCUGGUGUAUCUCGAAAGCAGAAAGAGUAGAACUAAUUCGAGAGAGCUUGGUGGUCUUAAGAAUGGUUCGGGUGGGGGAUUCUUCUAAAAUCAAGUGAAAAUGCCAUGGAAUUUUGAAUGUUUGGUCUGGAUAUGGAUAGUAUAGUACUGACUAUGCAUAGGACUACCCAAGUGAAAAGACAGGAUGUAUUCCGACGAAAUGCUAUGGAUUCUAGGCGGACUAUAAUGAGGAGGACGACAGACCCAUCCCAUCACGAUCUCCUCAAAGGAAAGCAUCUAAGAUUCAUAGUUUGGUCCCGAGGAAUUCAAGAGCACUCACCUCACGAGGACGUUUGUGAUAGCUGUUAGUGGACAGGGUUUGAUCCCUUACCAAGUUGUUACUAACUAACAGGGGUAGGAGACUGACUGAACACCCACCCUAGUUGGUGACUGGCCAUAUGAGGGUCCAAAGCCUUGUUUUAUUUUAUAAAAGUGGGAAAACAAAUAAAAAAGAAAAAGAAGUAGCCAACCUAUAAGAAUCUGGUCUCUCAGUGACUUCCUUCGUAUAAGCUGGUAAGGCGGAUACAGAGGCCAUUCCCUAGCAUGAAUUUUUCAAUCAAAGAUAGCAGCUAAAAAGAGCGCAUCUACAAGAGUCAAGUAGAUCAAAUCACUAACCUAAGUGGAUAAGGGAGGAUUACAAUAGCAUGUAAACGGUCAGAUCCGAACAGUGGAAUGCGGACUCGGUGAUUAGACAGAGAGAUUCCUCUUACAACGGUUUAGGCUCCGUCUUCUAUUAUAUAUGUGACCGUCAAGGGCCUCACUAGCCAUUUCAUUUCAUUUAGUCCAUGCCAAGAAAGAAAGUAGAGCGGGAAGAGGGACGAAGGUAGCUGGAAGACUCAACAAGAUAUGUACGAUUCAAUGAGGCUACAACCAUAAAAGCAGUCCCUGGCUAUACGACAACACUGGUAGGCCGGCCGUUAUGCUUACGUUAUGGUUAAUACAUGAACUGAUAUACCGGCGUCCACAUUCAAUCGCUUUAGAAGACUUGCAAGAAUGAAACUGAACGAAUAUCAGACUGAGAGAUUUCAACUUCUCAAACAGGAUACCCUCGAUCUCCUAAACCGACAGAGCGCCACAAUUUUCCUCUCGGGAAAAGCGACCGGCGUGCCGCUGAUGCGGCGCGUUGCCGGGCUUUCUGUUUUAAAUAAGAAGGUACAGAAGGCACAGACUUCCAUGUUGGGAUAAAGCGUAAUCCCUGUUUGAAAGGAAUCGUCGCCAUAUCAGGUACAUACCGAUCCAACAAUGCUUUAGCGCAGCUAGUCAAUCUUUCAGCUACUGCCAAAGCAGAGAAGUAAUCGGUAGGAGUCACAACGGUUUCCAGGGUUUUCCUCGUUACUAGAGGGAAGUUGAAGCCAUUCUGAGCAAGCGCAAAGUUGGUUGUCUAAAUCUCCCUCUGUAGCUUCUGUUGCUGUAGAAGAAGAAAGAAUAGACGGAUAGAUUGCUUUUUUGGGAUCAAUUCUUGGAUGACUGAGAAGCAUUCUACCGGCCAAGGUUGAUGAAAGAAUAGAGGAAUUACGCUAAACUCAGACUACAUUGUCUUACUUCCUCCGUUCCUUCACUUCAGUCUUUGUCUAGAACCAACAAAGAGGCAUUAAGGAGGAGUGCUGGAUUCAAGCCCAGGGGUGGUAAUAAGUUCCGUACAUACUUACGAGCCCCUUAUCUCUAUUUAGAUGAUGAUCGUCUUCUCACCUUAGUACACGGAAGACUGACUGAAUCAGACAGUUUCACAUAAUCUUACUUCAAGGGUCGUUAUGAGGUUAGGUAUAGAAAGAGUUCGAAGUGCAUUUUCGAAAAAGAUUCAUUCACAAGAGAGAGAAGAGAAACUAGAUAACUACGUGACUUAAAUAUGUAAAUUUGAGUUAUUCCGUUACGACUUUUCUGCUAAAGUGGAUUGGUCUAUCUUUUAUUAGAUAGAAAAGCUUUCUCCUAUCUUUUAUGUCAUUUCGCGGACUUUAUUUUCUCUCUUGGAUUGGUAUCUUUUCCCGUGCUUGUUUGCACUAUACAUCAUAAAAGCCUAAAAACAAGGAAACCCGCUUGUUUUGUUAGAACGAAUGGUUAGGUCUCGCAAGAGACACUACUAACUUGCCUCCUUCACGAUUCAAAUGCUCUUCCUUCUUUCGCUUGAGUAGUUUUCAAUAUCUUACUUAUUAUAAUAAAUGAAGCGAGUGAAUCUUAUUUUGGGUUGUAGGCCCAUUUCGGUAUCGUGCUAGUAAGGUAAGCGGCUAGGCAGCUUUUGAAUGCGUCCCUGCUAUCCUGAGAAAAUUGAUGAUUUCUCUUUCUUCGUUGAGGGCCUGACCUUGUUGAGUCAAUGUGGAUCCGUAGCCUUUCUUCGCUUGCCUUUGUUUGGAAUUUAAUUCCUCCCGGUUUAGUAUAAGAGCUUUUCCGCAUCAACCUAAGCCCGACUAGGUGAGAAGCAGUGUCAAUUCGUUUAUAAUAGAAGACCUUUCCGCCAAUGCUUCUCCUUGACCGGGAAUAUGAAUGAAGUUUGAGUUUGUUUUUGCCCUUGGAUUAAUCACUCACUGGACGGAUCGAAAGGCAUACGACAGGUGAGGCAGAUAGAUCAAGCUUUCUAUGGGGUAAGACCACUCAUAUCCGAUAACAGAGAUGUUGAUGACUCCGAGAUGGACGACCGGAUCGGCAACGGACGUUGACGAGCGACAUCCCUCCAUAGCUCAGUGAAGUCUAUCAACGAGAGCUGUCACGCUAGCGCUUGAUCUCUUUCUGAGCGCUGUGCUCUAUCUCCGUAGUUCCCUACAGCACCCUUGCUUGAGUGCUCUGCGCGCGAUUGCUUUCUUAUAUAGCUAGCUUCUUUCAAAAGUAUCUCCUUACUAGCUUAGAGUCACCCAGGAACUAUUCCUUAGCUACCAACCUAGCUUUGAGACGACCGUAAGGGUAAAUACUUCACCGCAGUUUCAAUCCAUCCCAUCGUCACCCAAGAGCACGCUUUCCGGAUAGAGGCAGAAUACCGUAGCCAAUCCAAAGAUAAGAUAAAGUCCAAGCUUUCUUAGUUACCUUUGUACUGGAAGCUGGAUCAUACGAACCAGCAAUGGCCUUAAGCUUUCUCUUCUCUCCAGAACUCUCGGACUGAGAAUAUUGCUGCAAGAAAGCAAGCUUAGGGGGGCUUGGAAUAUUUCGUUUUGCUAUUCGGCGAACCAUACCCCUAGGAGAUCCGGCUGCCCGAUCCAUCCACUCCUUAAAAAGGGGCUACUUUCGUGUAAUUCAUGACUAUGCUGCCACUAUUGAAUCAACGGUAGGCCGAUGCCAGAUAAGAUGAGGAAUGAUCACAGGCAUAAUAACGAGAAAGAACGCUAAAAGGGUGGUCCACGAUCAGGUCCCUAACGGCCGCCAUCCUCCAACAAUUGUUGGUUCCUUAGACAAGUAGUAUGAUAGAACCACGUGCUCUAGAAGCCGCCUUAUCAGCGGAGGGACAGAUAACCCCUACCCAAGUUUUAUAUUGACGUAUUGGAGUCAAGUACACAGCGAGUAGGGUCAGAUCUCACCUUUUUAGAUUGGACAUACCAGAAAGUUGAGAGAAAAAAAAAGCCUAAACCGUCACUCCUCUAGUUUCGUCGUCUUAUUACUAACCCGGAUUCAAUAGCAGCUCUGCUGAACUACUGGAAUGGUAGGUGAACGAAGGCGAGGAGUUCAAGUAUGCAAGAGGCCUUGGCUACACGGUGAUACCACUCUCUGGCUACCUCUUUGAGAUGAGGGAAAGCCCCUUCAAAGGCUUUGUUAGCUCACUCUUCGAGAGCAGGUUAGAGGCCAGGAGGUCUGGUAAUGAUGCAUUGGCCUAUGUGUACAAGAUUCUUAUGAACACGCUCUACGGUAGAUUUGUUUACGCCUCCUCGUGAGAGACAGGAUCUCUUGGUUCGUCGACGUCUGAACAACGGGGUCGAAAGCCUCUGUGAAAUAUUCCCUUGUCUCUGUAGUUCUUUUUUCGGCGAAUCCUUCAUCUGACGCCUCAUUUGGUCUAGAAAAGAACCUCAGGCCCGGGGUAGUUCCUCUUUCUCUUUGGCUCGCAUACCUAUCUAUGCUCAGCACUAACUUGACUUUAUGAUCAUAAACUUUAUAGCUAAUGGGACUGGGCAUGAUUCUCUUUUAUAUAUACAAAUAUCUAAACCUCCCUUUUGCGCGACCCUUGCCUCUAGCGCAGUGCGUUAAAGCGGCCCUUCUUUAUCUUAAUCUUCGUAUUUGGAAUCUACUUAACAAUCUUCGGCUUGAAAAGCCUUGUUCCGGAUCAAUGCUAUCUUAUGUUAUAAAUGCAUAGCCAUAAGCCAUACUUAAACAGUGCAAAUGAACCUCGAUGAAACUUCCUCCUAUGCCUUAUCGGGCGAACCCGUGGGUUAUGUUUUGGUGUCAACUUAAAAAAAUGUUGAUUUCCAUCAAUUGCUCUUUUUCUGGGAGCAAGGGGUCAACCUAGGAUCAAGACUCCAGGGGCGAAUAGAUAUAGUGUUACAACCGGUCCUCGCGCGUCUUACCCUUCAAGAGGUCCUCAACUAGCAUUUUUGUUUACGGACACUUGUAGGCCUUCCCAAGGUGAAAUGCCAUAAGUAAGUAAAGAGUGAGCAGCCUUCACAGGCAGCAUAGGCUGCGAAGUUCUAUCUUAGAUAGUAUAUGGCGUACAGCGCUAAAGGAACACAUAUCCAUUUCACGAAGAGACCAGGGCUCGGUCGGAAGAAGAGGUAGCUAGGUGCUCUAGUUGUGCUACAGCCAGUCAUGGGCCGGAAAUAUAUCAAUUCGCCUAUAAGACAUCUAAUAGAAUUGGUACUUUUUUACCAUUGAAACGGCGCUUUUUCUUUAGUCAAAUCGGUCUCCCGGAGCUUCUUUGAAAGCUAUUGUUCUCCUGAACAGGACUAUUGGCAGGACAUCCUUCUUUAUGAAAGCAGGCUAUACUUCGCGAGCCAGGCUAUAAAGCUAAAUAGAUGCGUGUGAAGCCACGAAAACAGAUCCACGUGGUGAUGAAUCAAAAGUCGAUUCCUGCUUGGAGCUUCACUCGUACGCCCAAAGCCAACCCUUCGCUCUUUGCACACGGAGUAGCCUUUUCAGUCAUGAAGAAGCGGUUUCGAGACAUUUACUGAAGGCUUUUCUUUAAAUCCCCCUCUUACAAUUUCAAACUCUUUUUUUCUUCCUCUCCUUAUCAGUCGAGUAUAGUAUCUUCUAACCUCGGAACGAAUGCUUUAAUCCGCUUUUGUGAGAAUAGCUAAAGUAGAAUCUCUUUCUUUUUGGAGGGUUCCGGAAUUGAUAGAGUCAAUAUAAAUAGAAUAUAUAUAAAAUCGCCAAAUCGUUAUCUUAUCUUUGUCUAGAGUAAGUUGGUGUGAAUUCAACUAUGGUAGAGGAUCUACAAUCAUUAGCUCUGGUUCACAGGCAAGUAGUGAGUUUCACUCUUGAGAGAUAGCCAGAUAGUUGAGCUACCCGUAGCAGUCGUAAGGUAAGGCCUCUUUAGUAGCACAAGACAAGGCAUUCGAGCAAAGACAUGAAUGAAGCCUAGCCUUUAGUUCACUUGCAAAAGAGAAGGCCCAGAUAGAGUGCCUUUUUUUAUUUAUACAACGUCCUGACUCGAAAAAUUCAUUGAUCAAAGAUCUCACCUUACUCGUUAAAGUAAGCAAGUAAACCCUAAAAGUGCACAAGAGCUAAGCCUACUUCUCUAGCUACUUUCCUUACUGAUUAUUACUACUGUGCUUCGUCGUAAAAGAAAGGUCUACUUAGGAACAGGGGAAGCGAUUGAAGAAUAAGCCAAAUACUCAUUGCAGGGUGGCGCUGGACUAGGGCUUACUCGGCCUCAUAGAUCAUGAUGGUCAAGCCCUUUCUGUUGAAGAAGAAAGAGAUUGACGAGUAUGAAAGAUGAGACAAUCGAUUUGGACCAAUACGUAUUCAAAUUUCGAUUUAGGCAGUGAAAGAGAAAGGAGAUGGUCGAAUGAUCCCUAUUUAGGUGAAUCAAGAUGGUAUGAAUCCCCACGUGGUGGACUUGAUCCUUCAUUUUGGGUACGUAGGAAGCCAGCUAAGUUUACGCAUUGGGUGCCUAAGACUGAGUUCACGAAAGAGCUAAUACUUGGCUAAGACUUAUUGAGAAGGAAUGGUAAGACGCUAAAGGACGCAGAAAACGGAUCCAAAACGGACUUUUCAGGCUCAUAUGGUAAAUCACCCAUAAGGGAGGGCUAUCGCACAAAACUACAUAAGAAAGUGUACCAUUCUGGUGUCAAUCCCAUGUCAGCCUAAACCUUGUUGUGGAUUGGUAUAUCCCUUCAUCUUCAGCCCACGGAGCGGUAAGCGCAGAAAACAAGCUAAGCUAAAGCAGGGAAAGCGCUGGAGCCCGGAAAGUCUGUAGCUACUAAACCCCCAGAAGUACCAGUCGGAUUUCCUUUUUGGCCUACCAGUUGGAAGAGUUCUCCAGGUGUGGUGAAUCUACUACAUCUAAAAUCCCUAUUCCUGGGCAUGGCUUUUAGCGACUUUAGCAGUAUCAUAAAACGGCGGAAAGCUACUACACCCUAAAAUCCAGUAUAGACUCAACACCCUAGCGGAAAUAUAGGAAUAGGCAAAAAUAGAAUGUUCUCCUUCGACCUAGCUCUGUUUGUGAAUCCAAGGACAGUAUUCACACUGAUAGAUUGACUAUAUACACAUGGAUGGACUGUUUGACUCAGCCGGUAAGACGAAGAGAGGUUGCUCUAAAUCAAGAAAUUGUCCGAGUCAGAAGCAUACUACCUUUGUGCCCUAGCCCCUAAGCUAUUCUUAGUCCUGAGUGAGAGCUUUACUAUUCGAUUAUGCCUUCAAUGGCUUAUUCCGAAUCUUCCUGUUCCGGGCAUUGACUCAUUGAUAGCACCUUUGGGAUAGAGGAAGGUUCUGCGGCUUACUACCAUGAGGAAAAAUCUCCAAGAAAAGUAUCUGAUUCUGGGUCUGGUUCUGUACCUUACCCUUACUACUAUCAACUUCGAAUAUAUUGUUGCAACUCAAAAUUAUUUAUAUAGGGCAACUAUCGAAUACUAAAGCGUUCCCCUUUGAUUCUUAUUAUCUGUGUUCGCCCUUGGAUGACACUUUCGAAAGCAUAUAUCCACGAGAAAGAAGUUCCAGAGGGGCGUGAAAGUAUCGAAAUGCGUGUGCGGGCAUUGUUUGCUGCUACCUUGGAACUCCUAUUGAGUAAAGCAGUCAAUAUUAUGACUGGCAAAGCAACUAAAGCACCGGAGCUCUUCUAACCAAAACCUAUUAUAAAGGAAUACAAGGUCAGUCGAUACGAGACUUUUGAUGCCCUAAAAAGUACUCAUCAAAAGGUGCAGCCCUUUAGGGUUAUAAAGUAGGGGUAACCUAGUCUUUCUCUAGUGGGGAUACAAUCCUUUAUACUAGAGUGGAUAUAUCAUAAUCCGGAGGUCUGGCUUCGACAACCUGUACCAUCUAUGGCCAUGACGCCGGUACUGGAGCGACAACGUCGGAGUUACCACUAGCACAGACAACUAUUCCGAAUUAUGUAUAUAUCCUCGGUUGACGAUCUAAGACAUCAAAAAUCUUAGAGAAUGAAAAUUCAAAAUUACUACCCUCAAGAACCGAACUUACAAGAAUCCCCUUCAGGUAGGGAGAGAGGGGCUUCCCCCUCCCUAUCCACCACUCUAAAGGUUGCCAGUCUUUCCCGAUUGGUGACGAAGCCUCUUUCCGGGGCAUGACUCCCAUUGGGGGCUUGUCCAGCAUUCGCUGGAUCCUCUUAUAUCUCCUGCUGAUAGUAGGAGAAUCCAUACGAGCCCGAACACGGAAACCCGCUCCCGCAAACUGAAGCACGGCGGUUUUAUCCAUCCCAUACUUAGCUGCAAGCUUACAGUAACCUACUAGAGAGUUAGACGCCAUAAUUGCACGAGCAGAUACUGGAGAGAGGUCCUUUUGGAUCCCAUCUACCCAGAACUGCUUCGCGAACUCUAUCGCCCCAGUUUUCGACCUAAUGGACUUUGCGUCCGAGAUCUUUACCUGAAGCUGGCUUCAAAGCCUAACAUACUCCUGCGCCACUUGCUCGUCGGCGAUUACAAUAUCAUCACCUAACAGAGCGUAUCGAGUAAAUGGAUACCUCCGAUUUGGAUUUACACGAUGGGCCGCCAUCCACACCACAUAAUGGUGGGACAGCGCGAAGAGAGCCCAAGAGCCGGCCGUAGCCCAAUGGCUGUCCAACAACGAAACACAACUGCCUUGGUUUUCCCUUAAUGAUAGGGAAGCCCAAGUAAGCUGCAUUUAAGGCUAGACAACCAUGAACUAUACACGAAGCCAUAGUUGGUCCGAAAAUGCACGCUACUAAAUAAUGCAUAAUGGACACAGGCCACCGGUCGGUGGCUGAACUCAAGUCAAAAGAGUAACACUCCUUUGGAGCCCAGCGUGAUAACCGAUGGAUGGGUCCCACCUGAUGAUAGGACCCAUCUGAUGGGAGUCGGCUUAAAACCGACAUAGCCCAAUCGUGUACAGGGCGGAGAAGACGCUGUUUUACAUAGUUACACCUAUGACAAACAAACGCCUUUUCCCGGCACCUUCAAUAACCUGAGCAAACCUACCUGGACGAAGAUACACACCCUCAUAAGCACUAGCCAAUUGAUCAAAGACCAAACCGGGGUUGUGCUCAUAAAAGCGCAAAUCCUCGUUUGCAGCCUGGGUAUUAGACUGAAUAUCUAGGGGCCAUAAGACCCUUUUGACAAACAUUAUCCCAGGACCCCUCCCAAGAAUGAAUCAAACGCAAUUGCAAAGCGAAGGCUGCUACCUCGUAUUUCAACGAUGUGAAUACGUUGGGCUCGAUCAAAUACAAAUUGUUUGUCACUGUUAGGAAGAGAUUUCCAUGUCGGCAUCCACCUAAGUCCCUUAUUUAAUGGGAUGGUGGAGAUCCAAGGAAGGUCAAGGGAUUGGAGACGCGGAAAUACCGCUUUCAGUUCUCCCAAAAGUUCCUUUACCAGGCCCACAUCACCGAUAGGAGUUGUAAUCGAACUUAAUGUGGAAGCCCUAACCGGCUUCACCUCCAUCACAAUCCGAGACAACGAGAACCACGAUAAGUCAAGCUUUACCAAACGAUCACCCCUCUCUCCCCGGGCACCUAUAAUGGCCCUGUGAUGAGACGGUAUAAUCGCCGGAAUCCCGGACCUACUCAGUUUGACCGCUGGUCCAGACAUACAAUGUAAGCGCUCCUUCUCUUCACCAGCAUAGAAUCGCAUUAAGCUAACUCCACACUGUUUCAGAUAAAGAGCGGCAAACAAAUAGCCAGACUUUCGAACCAAACGGAGAAUCUCUCUUGCAAGAACAAUCGUUACAACACCACACUCACGGUUGAUAGACCCAGUACAGACUCAGGUAAUUAUGAUUAGAAACGACCUGAGUCUGCUCGUUCUUAUCUAUAGAUAACGCAAGAGAUCACUUAUGACCUCGCGGAUGGAGAGGGAUUCGAACCCCCGGUAUUCCUAUAAAUACUUCGGUUUUCAAGACCGACUCUUUAAACCGCUCAGACAUCCAUCCCCUUCGCGCUUCGCCCGCCCUCUCCGUCCUUAGCUGGCAGGUAGGGGCUUAUCUAUGUGAUUCGCAACGCUUGCUUGCGCCUAUCGGCGGAUUCUAUUGCCUGCCGGUUAGCGACACUUUUCCGGUAGUACGAAUCGCUACGCUUCGCCUGUUUCUAUAUGAUAAUAUGCAUCUUGGUUGCUGCGCUCCCUGCGGGUAAUAGCAAGAGAGACCAGAAUAAGGAUUCUCCAAACAAAAAGAGUGAUUGAGCCCGACUCAAGCGAGUGAGUGAAAGGCGUGGCAAGAGAGCAAGUUCGACUCGCGAACGAUCAGCAAGUGAAGGACCGAUCCUUUUGCGCCAAUACUGUUGCGAGACUGGUACUUGGCGGCUCACGAGCAACAUAUAGACUCAGGUUGCCCCCUCGCUCUUUUUUGAAGGCCUUUGUCCCCUAUCGAAACUCGUGUUUUUAUUAACCAACAACACAUGCACUUUGUUGGCACUAAAAAAAAGGUGAUUCAAUCCACUAGUGCAACUGAAGGAAUUACCUAUUCUUAACCGAUAACCACUGCUUGUGAACAGCUCUCCUAAACUGAAGGCGCACCUACUCUUACUAGAAGUAGAGUCUCUCUCAGCUUUCGAUCUCUAACUCACUUACUUACUUAAUAGGCCGGAAGAGAUCUAUUCAGAAAACCCGAUUUCCUGUCUUAAUAACCUGACUCAAAUGAGAAGCGGUUAAGAAGACCGAGAUAUCACUUGACUUUGAUAUCCAGAUUUGAACUGGACUUCAACGUCUUUGGAUCCUGCUUACAACUCGUUUCACUCCACUUUCACUGGCAAUAUCUAAUUUGAUUUUCCGGAAUCCUUGCUCCUGGCUUAUAUUCACAUAGGCCACUCAUAAGAAGAAGACGUUCAACUCCCUAAAACACGUGUAAUUGAGAGAGUAAGAAUAUCAGUGCCUUGGGUAAAUGCCUACCUUCAGGAGAAGAUUACCGAAUGAGUUUUGUCCUCUGCGCUUCCCAAGAUAGGGAGAAGGGCAAUGUCGGCCACCGCUUGCUGACGACGGAACGCAUCGUCAAUUGAAAAGGGUCCUCGCCCAAAUCCCAUUCUAUUUUGAUUCAGAACAUAAACUGGCAUAAAAGCUGUCAUGCGUUUAUUAAGAUGAAAGGUAUGGGAUUUUAUUGAAUAGUUUACUAAGCCCCUUGUUGUUAGACGCGCAGGAGUUUUCUUGCUCGUUAGCGCUAAACUAAUCCGCUUGUCAAUUCUUGGUGUAAUACUCACUCGGAAAUGAUUGGUGUCAGAAUGUCGGGAAAAAUGAUCCUAACCUAUACAUUACGAUUCCCAAGUUCUAUUGACCCUGU
Cuscuta europaea is the source of this 61712-nucleotide messenger RNA. Lineage: Eukaryota; Viridiplantae; Streptophyta; Magnoliopsida; Solanales; Convolvulaceae. The record is from the annotation of a GenBank genome assembly.